GUCUCGCGAUACCCGCCGUGCUCCACCCACCGGCCCUGUGAGCUCUGGGGGAUGUUUGUCCGCCAUCGCGGAGGAGUUUUAGUCAGUGCCUGAGCAGACAGCCCCCUCCCCGGCCCGGCGCUGCACACACAGCCGGCGGAGCCUGCGGAGGACGCGAGAGGGUGAGCGGUCAGGCGGAGGAGCCCCCCAGCUCGCUGACAGGCCGGGCCCGGGGCCUCCUCACACCGACACCCGCCAGGGAGGAGGAGGGGGGACACAAGGAGGGGCCCCGGGGCCGAGACAGGACGAGCAGCCGCCGACAUGUCGAACCUCCACAAAGCCCCCGGGAAGAAGGACACCAAGAUGAGGAUCCGGGCAUUCCCGGUAAGCGGCACAGCCUGGGGGGCAGGGGGGGCCAGGGAGGGCGGGGGCCGCACCGUGAGGCGGGGUAAUGGCCAGGGAGGGGGGCUAUAGGCUGUGCAAGUGGCCCAGCUCGCCUCAUGCCGGGGCAUUAAGGCUGUGGGGGGAUUCCUAGCGGUGACAUGGUGAUAGCAGACCGCAGUGGCCAUCCUUAAACGCUGCAGCUGUGACCAUUGAGCCGGGCAUCCUGGGAAAUGUAGUUCACAGCUGCUGCAAUGACAGGUUAUUAUCUAUAUAGCGCCAUCACAUUCCGCAGCGCUGUACAAUGGGUGGACGAACAGACAUGUAGUUGUAACCAGACAAGUUGGACACACAGGAACAGAGGGGUUGAGGGCCCUGCUCAAUGAGCUUACAUGCCAGAGGGAGUGGGGUAAAGUGACACAAAAAGGUAAGGCUAGUAUUAGAUCAGGGUUAGGCAGCCUUCUGCACUCCAGAUGUUGUGGACUACAUCUCACAUAAUGCUCGCACACCCAUUAUGCCAUUAAAAAAGCAUCAAGGAAGUUGUAGUCCACCGAAUCUGGAGUGCUGAAGGUUUAUUACCAUGGGUGGCCAACAGAUAAAUUGCCCAGCAUUUAUAGAACUACAACUCCCACGAUGCUUUGCCAGUCCGUGCUAUCCAUUGUAUACUAGAGCUGUUCCAUGUCAUGUGUGCAUCCCUGUUUAUCUUUUCUUUAUAUCCUGCUCUACUUCCUUGACAAUGACUAGACUUGGCUGCAAACUAAUAAAAGGAGGCGAAUUGUACCCACCCCCUGGUCCUGAUGAGGUGAAAGGGUUACUGUCUCCCAGGAAUACCACUGACCUUUAACUUUACCUUUUUAUUCAGCUUGUAAAGGAUAUUACAGACUCCGUCUUGACGACUAAUAGAAACCAGCACACAUUUACAGUAUAGAAGUAUAUCAUUUACAGGGUUAAAAUUGUUUUUCAGGGAGGUACUGUAAUGGAAAACAAAUUCAGUCACUAUUUUUUUAUUUUUUUCCCACCUCACCCAAUCAUGAUUUGAGCAGUGAUUUUAAAGCGCUGGUGUCCAACUUUCAUAUUGUAUAAUUCUGCUAAUCGCACUUGGAUCCCUUUAGCUUAGCUUCAGGAUCAUAAUUCUGCUUCCUAAAUAAGUGGUAAAUAAUGCUGGCUUAUGGUAUACUCGACUAGUUGUUCUAGUUCUGUGUAUCUAUCAUCAACAAAAUAUUGGGGUGACAGAUUAAGGUGGGUGUUCAUUGUGCCAUUGAAGUCACACCAUAGUUGGUCACUAGAAAUGUUUUGAUAGGUACAGUAAUUCACUUUGGUUGUUUUUAUUACAUUUGCUAGCUGUUUGAUUACACUGGAUAAAAUCAGCAGCUCUAUAAAACUGAAUUCUGUAAUGUCAUUCAUUACAUCAUAAGUUUUACAAUUCAAGAGCCAUGUCUCCUGUGUUAACUUGUGGUUGCAGCUACUCUGUGUUCAACCAAGCAUGCCAAUUGAGAAGUAGAAAUGCAAACAUCUGGGCAAGUAACAAAGCGUAUCAAACGUAUAUGGUCACCAGAGGUGUCUGUUUAGCCAUAGAACUGAGGUAAAUGUUAGCUUUUCUUUCCAUAAAAUGUUUUAAACAAACUUAAUUUGUUUUGUAGUUGGAAGUGUCAAAGGUGGAAUGCAAGACCUUUUUAUAUAUAUAAAAAAAAUAUAAAAAAAUUAGUCUAAGCUAGCUGUGGAUUUUUUGUUUCUCUUAAAUAAGUUCUACAGGUGCCAGGAAGAGUAUGUGUGUAUGUAAAAUCUCUGAAUGUGUAUGAUUGUGGGAAAUUAAUCUUUGUUAGAUGCCUUCCUAUAUCUAUUUUUGGUAGUGCCUGAAAACAGCAAUAUAAUUAAUGAAAGUGUAUCUUUUUUAUUUUUUUGCAAUAUUGAAAUCCUACUUCACCUUGGUGUAACUUCCCAUUUAGGUGCUUAAAAAAAUUAAAGCAGCUGCUAAACAUUAUAAAAACAAAAAACUGCUUCUUUUAUAGGGUCAAAGAAGUUGAAAUAAGUCUUUAAUUAUCAGGAAAUGUUUAUUGAUUUUAAAGGAGAUCUCAAUCAGGUCUCUUAUACUUUUAUAUUUAUCAGGAGAGAAUCAGGAACCUCCACUAAUUUUCUGAAGUUGUGCUUGGUUCAGCGUGGGUAUAUAUAACAUUCCAUUCCUGCUUAGUAAGAUUUCAGUUCAGUGUUUUUCAGGGCUCUUCAAUAAAUUGAACUGAGAAUGAGUCUUCAAUUGUUAGACUAAAAUAGUGGAGUUGGAGUUUUAUAGUUGGUCUAUUUCAGCAAUUGAAUCUGCAAUUUUUAGUACUACAUUUUGAAGUUCCUUCUCGAAUGCUCGGCAAUUCCUGUCUUCGUAAAUGUCCCCAUGAGUGUUUGAGAUGUGUGAAUAAGCAUCCAUUUGAUGUUAUUUACAAAAAUAUUCUUCUGGGGUCUUUGUUCAGUUAUCCUAGUCUUUAGUGCAACUAGUAAAAAGUAUAUUGCGUACCUGCAACUCUAAAUAUAAAGGUUGUUGACGUUACCAAGAAAACGUUUUUUUUUUUUUGUUACUUUGAACAUCAAAUUGGAGAAGAUGGGUAAUUUAAGAGACUUUGACCAUGAUGUGAUGGUGGAUUCUAGAUGUUAUAGUCCCGAUCCCUAUAGGGUCAACUAAGACUUGUUCAGUCAUUGAUGUUUACAGAGUGGUGUAAUAAGAAAGUUUAGAAGAAUAUAGUUAUGCCUACUAACACUUCUGGUUAAUGUGCUGUCAAAGUGAGGUGGACAAGCUUUUACAAGCAGACGAGGAAAUAUUCAAACAACCACUCUUUAAAAAAUAAAUAAAAAUAUUUUUUUUUAUUUUUUUUUAUUCUUUAUAGAGUGCAAGAAAUAACAUAGUGUUCAGUAAGCCACAACAGACUCUGUACACAGAGUGAUAUCAAGUCAUAUAAAACAGAGUUAUGGCAUUCGUAUAUAUCGCACAUUUUUUAGAUUUUAUAGUAUGCUUAAAUUACAAGCUAACUAGUAAAUGGCUGGAGCUACUGUUAAGGGAAAGUGGCUGAGCUUUGCGUAUAAAUAGGCAUGUUGCUAAUCAUUUUAAAGUAAUACAAUAAGUAAAGCAUGAGGGAAUGCAUAUAGCUAACAGCUAAUAAAGACAUGCUGUUAUUGUGCCACUAGGUCCCAGUCGCAGGCUUCUUAGUUAGAAGUAGCUCUGUUUUGCCCAAAGAACAUAAUAAUAAAACAUAAGCAAAGACAGAAGAAAAAGGACACAAGAACAAAAACAAAAUACCCCUAGUUGAGAAUAAGCUGGGGCGCAUAUAUGGCCUGAGUCCUUGUGGCUGACAGGUAGCAUUGUGCUGUUAGUUCAGCCUAUGCCCGAUAAGUAAUGUCCAGACUGCCAAGAAUAGUGUGAGCUCCCUUUCGCCGUCUUAUAUAUCUGCCGUCGGUGUUGUCUCGUAUAUGCGUGCGCUGUGUGGCUGUGGUGUACCUGGUCCGGGCUGUAAUCUGGAGCUGUCGUUGGCUGGGUGUGAGACGGGCGGGUUAUCUGUCCGGACGGUGUUGGCGGUGUGGUGGGCAGUUGAUGUCUGCAGGCUUUCAUUCCGGUUGUGGAGCUUUGUUUGUUGUGGGCCGUGAUGACCCUGUCAGGUGGAGAGGGGUCCGCACGAGCCUCCCACAGGAGUCUUUGGCGCCUUUGCUUCAUUAUUGUGUGUUGUCUUGGGGCGGUCCAUGUCCCUCCGUCGCUUCCACCACCGGGCCACAGUGCCCUGCACCCGCUCUUUCAGUGGCAACGCUUUGCUUGGAAGCUUUGCAUGCUUGCGAGGGGGUGUGUGGCGGCGUGCUGCUGUUGUGGCUGGUUUCUGUACUGGUUGCGAGCUUCUCUCCCGCAUUCGUUCCCAGAAUCUCAGGCAAACAGCAUCGAAGUUAGCAUUGAAGGCUGCUGCCCAUUCUUCAUUAGUCUGCUGCAUCAGUUUAGCGGCUGCACCGUCGGCCAUCUUAGCUGGGCCUUGUGGGGUCGCCUGAACGACUUUGUGUCGGGAUGUGUCCCAGAGGUGGGUGCUCUUAGGGCGCUGGUGGACCGGUGCCCUUCUUCACUAGGGGCUUCUUUUGUGGCAGGGGGAGAGCGGCCGUCUCUCCUGCUCCCGCCUUUCGAGUAGGACUCAGUUACUUGUUCUGCAAAUAGUGCUCGGUUCGUCGUUUGAUGGGUAUCUUUGUGCUCAGAUAUUUGUCCCCUUUCAGUUGCUGGCUUUGUUGGGCCGAUUGGUCGCCGUUUGGGUCGUGUAAAGUGGCUUUUCAUGCGGGCUAUAGCAGGAGUCCUUGAGGAUGUCGACCGCUCGGCUCUGCAGUCAGGCUAUAAAAUAUGUAUGUAUGUAUGUAUGUAUGUAUGUAUGUAUGUAUGUAUGUAUAUAUAUUAGUAAUUUUUUUUAUUUUAUAUAUUAAAGGGGCGCCAUAGUCACCAGAACUACAGCUUAAGGCAGUGUUUACAUUGCCACCUAGGGACACUGGGUCUUCUUGGGGCAGUGCUGCAUGGAGACACAGAAUUUUCCUCAUAGAGCUACAUUAAUUCACUGCAUAUCUAUGAGGGGAUGCUGACUGGCCAACCUAUUGUUUGGCCCGGCUUCCUUGUCCAUUUCAGCCAAUCCUAAGCUUUCACUAUGGUAAAGCAUUGGAUUGGCUGAAAAUGGUAAAUCCUGAUGAUGUCAGCAGAGGCUCACUAAACAGCACUUGAGAACUGCCUCUAGGCUGCCACUGAUCUAUAGAAUAUUCCGUUAAAGGUCCACUGUAGUGAUAAGUAUGCUGGCCUGGUUCCCUGGUAAUGGGGCAGUCUGUUUAGUAACGAUUUUGCCUCUAACCUGGUCCCUGCUGGGCUACAAGGCUCCUUUUUUGUUGGGUGACAUGCUUCCGUUCUUGCAGAUACCGACCCAGUCGCCAUUCAUUGGCUGAGUGUUACGUGACUGCUCUCAGCCAAUGGCAAUAAUUUACACUGCACCCAGACCACUUCAAUGAGCUGAAGUGGUUUGGGUACCUCCAGGCACCAUAACAAUUUAAUUGGAAUUAAGUUGUUGUGGUGCAAAGAGGUCUCUGGCUCAUGAAACGGUUCAUGAACGAUUUAAAGGACCACUAUAGUGCCAGGAAAACAAACUAGUUUUCCUGGCACUAUAGGGUCUUUAGGCCCCCCCCACUCUCAGGGUCCCACUCCCGCCAGGCUGAAGGGGUUAAACACUUUCCUUUCACCAGCGUCGGGUUCCCUCGGCACUGGGGAACUCUCCUCCCUCAGCCGACAGCGCCGCAUGUGCUGUGCGACAAGAGCAGCGUGAGCAUUCAAACAGUCCAAAGGAAAGCAUUUCUCAAUGCUUUCCUAUGGACGUCCAGCGUCUUCUCACUGUGAUUUUCACGGUGAGAAGCGUGGAAGCGCCUCUAGCGGCUGUCUGCUAUGUUUACAUCUGAAGUGUUAAAACCUGUGGGACCUGGCACCCAGACCACUUUAUUGAGUUGAAGUGGUCUGGGUUCCAAUAGUGGUACUUUAACUCCAAAGUCGUCUUUCCAGUCCUCUGCUGCUGUUCUUCAAACUGGAUGCUUCAGAGUGCCGCUGACAGGGACAUCGCUGAUUGACCGAGAGCAUCCGCUCAUGCUAGGAGUCUAAUCCUAUCAGCUGCCCAUUCACAAAACGGUUUGAAAUUUUUUUAUUUUUUUUUUCUCCUUCUCAAACUUUUUUUCAUAAAUAAGACUGUCGUUAAACCACUCAUGAAUGGUUUAGCUUCUAAAGGUAAGCUGAUGCCAGGCACUAUAACAACUUAAGCACACGAGGCAAUAUGAAUGAAUUAUUUUAAAGGGCAUUGUGGAUUUUUUUGUAAGGAAGAGUGUGUUUCUUUCUAAUGAAGUCAGUCACUUAUUGGUAAAUGGUUAACCAGUCUAGCAAUUUAUAGUUUGCUUUUGUCCUUGCAUGUUUGUGGUCUCUUUUGGUAACCUACUUUUUCAAAGUUCCUUUGCCUGCAUUUAGCCUUGCUUCUAAACAGCUUUUUUAAAUUGUAGUAAUUUUACAAUCUUGCUAAAUAUCUCUUCAAUGAGACCUCAUCGUGUAUUAAUGUACUAAAUGUAGAACCUGUUAACCCCUUAAGGACACAUGACAUGUGUGACAUGUCAUGAUUCCCUUUUAUUCCAGAAGUUUGGUCCUUAAAGGGUUAAAUUCCUGGCAUGGCAGGUAGCAGCUGACAAUGUUAUGUUCUAUUAAAGGGACUCUCCAGUGCCAGGAAAACAAUCGGUUUUCCUGGCACUGCAGGUUCCCUCCCACCCCAUCCCUCGGCGCUGGUUCAAGGUCUGUCCAUGCUCCGCCGGCGGUGGGGGAGACCUAGUGUGCCGCGCAUGCGCAUUAGACCUCCCCAUAGGAAAGCAUUGAAAGAUACUUUCAAUGCUUUCCUAUGGGGAAUUUAGCGAAGCUGGAGGUCCUGACAUAGCGUGAGGACGUCCAGUGACGCUAUAGCACAGAAAAUCUGUGCUAUAAACCAGGAAAUGCCCUCUAGUGGCUGUCUAGUAGACAGCCACUAGAGGAGGAGUUAACCCUGCAAUCUAAAUAUUGCAGUUUAUGAAAACUGCAAUAUUUACAGUUCCAGGGUUAAGGGUAGUGGGAGUUGGCACCCAGACCACUCCAUUGGGCAGAAGUGGUCUGGGUGCCUGGAGUGUCUCUUUAAUGUGUAAUGUGUUGAUAUUUACAUGGUAAAGAAACAAAUUAGAAUACUUUCUUCUUGCAACUAUGCAGUGGAACUUUGUGUGCACUGCAAAUUUGAAAUCCAAUUGGCACAUUUUGUUUACUUUUUCCAUAAUACUUUAAAAGGUACAAUUUACAAAAAAUAAAAACAAAUCAGUUUUGCUUAUUUUGUAGACCACUAAAGUUACUAAAUAAACACACCCACACAUUUAAAAAAAAAAAAAUUAAAAUAUAUAAAUCACUUUGGAAAUCCCUAAAGUUUGUGUUUGCAAUUAUUGCACAUUGCAGAAAGUGCCUUACUGUAAAAAUCAUACUUUAGUAGUUUCUCGAUUUUUCAUGCAUUAAGUGAAGCUGGUGAGAUAGCGUAGUGAGCUAAUGCAUCAUCAGUUCAACCCUAGGGGUCGCAGGUUCAAAUCCCGGUAGAUAAAAUGAUUACCAUUAAAUUGGGUAAUAACAUCCCCUGGAUGUUGGGCAAAAGUAACAUCCCCAGAAUUUAUUCUUCUUCUUCUUCAGACGUUUUCCAGUUCAGCUAUUGUGUCCUUAAAGCGGCACUAUCAUGCCGAACUUACCUUUCCUUAAUCGCUUCCUGUUCUGAGUCUGUUCUUCUUCUUUUCUGAUUUAAGUUUUCUUUAAAACAUAAGAAAAGUAAAGUCUAUGUUGUCUCAUGUAUUUUACCUACGCUUGGCCAGCUUUGACCUAAAGGAGGAGCUAUGUCCCCUCCAUUUUUUGUGGACAAAGAAAUUUUCCCACAACACUCUCCUCCUGCUGCUUCAUUCCGUUCAAACGCUGGCGAAACUCCUGAAUGUCGUCCCAACAGAAUGAGACUAGUUUGUCCAUUCUUGUUGGGAAGCAAUUUUAUACCUUUUUUUUGUUCGGUUAGCAAUUUCAUUCAAAUGAAUUAAAUUCCAAUCCAAUUCGUGCCGCAGCUGUGUCUUGCAGCCGCUUAGUAGAUAGCUCCCUAAUUCCAACAACAUUGAGGAGCCAUCUACUUAAAGGCCGAAUGACCAUGCUCUGGAUAGUACGCUGACAGACACAGCAAACCUUCUUGCCACAGCUCACAUAGAUUUGCCCUCCUGGAUGAGCUACACUACCUGAGCCACUUGUGUGGGUUGUAGACUCCGUCUCAUGCUACCACUAGAAUGAAAGCACUGCCAGCAUUCAAAAGUGACCAAAACAUCAGCCAGGAAGCAUAGGAACUGAGAAGUGGUCUGUGGUCACCACCUGCAGAACCAGUCCUUUAUGGAGGGUGUUUUGCUAAUUUCCUAUAAUUUCCACCUGUUGUGAAAUUGAUUGUCACUCAGUGUUGCUUCCUAAGUGGACAGUUUGAUUUCACAGAAAUGUGAAGUCCUUGAGAAUUCCCAUCCAAACCAUGGUGUACCUUUUUUUUUUUUUUUUUUUGGUUUCCUGAGCAAGUAACCCGUUUCAAUCCUUGGAAAGCGCUAAGCAGGGAUCUCUGAGAAACGCUGAACAUGUUCUUGUCAGUGUCUUUAUUUUUCUACUAGUUGAAUAUACAUCAAAGCUUACCAGGUGCCUAGAGCAUACAUUUAAGAUCUAAACAUUAAACUCAAAAUAUAAAAUAUUAUUUGAUUUCACAGUGACCCAUUCUUGAAUUACAAUUGUUUGUAAUCCAACAACCAAGACUUAAUGUAUGAGAUAACCAGGGUUGCCCAAAAGUAGGUAUACAAUAUAGUCCCAUUCUACGGAACUUGCUGGCGCUAUAUAAGUUAAUAAGUCUAUUUAGAUUUUAAGAAAUCUUUUAUCUGGCCUCCACUAUUUACAACUGCCACACUGAUCUUUAAAUGCCUGAAAUUUAACACUGCCACUUUUGUGUGUAUGAAUACAAAUAUAAUCUGUUGAUGAAUUUCGUUGAUUCGACUGAUAAAUACAUUUUUUUUUUUUUUAAAUUUAAGUUAUUUCUGGACAGAAACCUGAUGGCUAAGACUUGUAAAAAUAUGUUGCUCGCACCAAAUGUUUUGUUAUUUUUAAUUUGUGAAAUUUUUUUUACAAAUUGUAGCUACAAAUAUAUUGCAGUCGUCCUGCGGUCAGUGCGGCCUUUCCAGACCAUGUGCUCACGAUAUCAGUCUACAGCAAUUCCUGCAGGGGGACUGCCUAGGUUGUCGGUCAGUCCCCCAAAGCGGAAGCUAAUGUGAAAACAAAGUAUUAAAGCAUAUUAUUAAUUAAUACUUGGAUCAUAUAUCUAUAUUCUAAGUCUGGACUUGACAAAUUUGCUUGGAAUCUAGGAGCCAGAAGGUUGGCAAUCUUUAUUUGCUCUUGGUUUUCAGUUUUACUUUCAAGACAGAAGAAGAGUUGGACAAAUAUAAGGCUGAAACGACUCAAAAUAGUUGAGCAUUCAAAUGAGUGCACAUUAGUCAUAUACUGUUAGCAAAGCAUAUUAUCUAGAAGAAGCAAAUGGAACACAUUGAAUUGGCAUGUAAACAGUUAUCAAAACCUGCCAUCUAGUGUUUCUUGUAACCAACCUUUUUAACCAGAGAAACAGUGUUUUCAAAGUGGGUAUAGCAAAUGCAUAAGGCAUUGUAGACUAAGAGAGGGGGAAAAAAAGAGUGUGGGACUUUUCCCACCAACCGACCCAACAGUGACAAGUGACUCUCAUAUAGGGAAAGGAGUGGUGUCCAUAAAGUCUGGGGUAGGAGUUUAAUCCCUUGGAAUUUAGUAAUCGAAUAGGUAUGCAUCUGCAUAUACGUUGUUAUCCCGUUCCGUGAGUCACCCCAGUCUCCCUUUUCCACCUAGCGAUGAAUUAAGGAAGCACUCUACCACCUCAUGUCAUCAGCAUCCCAUUUAGGACAGAGACCUCCCUGGUGAUAUGUUUACAAGAGGCGCAAUUCUCUUUAAACUGUGUUAGAUCCCUCUGUAGGAGGGGUCUACCUUUUGAUAGAGGCAUAGUAGAUUUUCAGUUGAAAGUAAUCCGUCAAGACCAGUUGGAGCUCCAUUAUGGUGUAGUUCGGUUAGAGUUUUAAGCUGACCACCAGAGCACUACUGUCGAACAUAUGUCCAGUCUGAGACCUGGGCAACUCGUAUGUUUGCCAGAUCCAGCCCCCUCUCCCACUCACCAAAUCAGGGUUGUUUGUUAUGGGUGUCAAAGGGUUAGGGUUGGUAAUUAGAUGUAACAGGAAACACUGGGAGCACCAGACCCUGAGGGUGGUGUCUAUCGAUGGGUUACCAGUGCACAGUGUACUGAGUGUGGAUCCACCAUACCAGAGCAGAGAUAUGGGACCUUUCCACCUGCCUGCUUCAGCUCUAGACUCACCCACCGCUUUUGAGGGGAGCAGACAUGCCAUUCAGCAACUUCGAGUAAGAAAGCUGCUUAAUAAGUGAGCAUGGCUGGGAGACCUCCCAAACCAUACCGCUACUUGCUUUUUCACGAAUUGAUUGAUUGCGGUAUUUAGCGAUUGGGGAAAAAACUGCAUAGGAAUCACCAUUGUGAUAGUGUCUAACAAUUACAGGAGACACUGUAAGAUUUAUUAUUAAUAAUAAUAAUAAUAUUAUUAUUAUUAUUAUUAUUAUUAUUUUAUAUUAUAUAUAAUUUUUUUUAUUUUAAUUUUUUUACUGAGUUGAUGCAGCCGAAACCAGGAGAUCUGAUCAGACCAUCACAGCGGGUCUGCUUGUAUCGCCUGAAGGGUAGGGAGAAAUUUUUGAUUUUAAUUAUUUAUAUUUAAUUUAUGUUUCAUAAAUGUUUGAUGUAAAAUGAAAGUCCUAUUGCCAGUGAACAUAAUGAUAUACAAUAAGUGUGGGUGCACUUAAAGGACCACUCUAGGCACCCAGACCACUUCAGCUUAAUGAAGUGGUCUGGGUGCCAGGUCCCGCAAGGGUUAACCCAUUUUUUUUUUUUUUUAAUAAACAUAGCAGUUUCAGAGAAACUGCUAUGUUUAUAAAUGGGUUAAUCCAGCCCUCAAAGCCUCUAGUGGCUGUCUCAUUGACAGCUGCUAGAGGCGCUUGCGUGAUUCUCACUGUGAAAAUCAGUGAGAGCACACAAGCGUCCAUAGGAAAGCAUUGUAAAUGCUUUCCUAUGAGACCGGCUGAAUGCGCGCGCAGCUCUUGCCGCGUGUGCGCAUUUAGCCGAAUGGGAGGAGAGGAGGAGAAGGCGGCGGCGGAUCGGAGGAUGGGAGGAGGAGAGCUCCCUGCCCAGCGCUUGAGAAAGGUAAGUUUUAACCCCUUUCCUCUCCCCAGAGCCAGGUGGGAGGGGGACCCUGAGGGUGGGGGCACCCUCAGGGCACUAUAGUGCCAGGAAAAAGAGUGUGUUUUCCUGGCACUAUAGUGGUCCUUUAAUACAAAAGAGGUAAAUUAUGGUUGAACACUGUUCCUAAAGCAAAAUAAACACUGGGUUCACACCUGCCUUUAUUUUUAUUCGGUUAUAAUUUAGUUGUAAAUUAUCAUAAUAAAUUUUAAUUAAACUAACCUGUGUUAAGGGGAUUUUCCAUUGAGGUAUUCCAAUUAGAAGUUGGUAAACUGUAUGCCCUUACCUUGCAUUUAUUUUUUUAGAUUUACUUUUUUUUUUUGACAAUUUUUAUUGAGUUUUUGUUGUCAAGGGAUACAGAAGAUAAAAAAGGGGGGCAGGGGGAAAGUUCACAUUGGUGUACAAUAAUAUCAACACAUUUGACAUUCCCUGACAUUUACACUGAGAUAUAUAUAUAUAUAUAUAUAUAUAUAUAUAUAUAUAUAUAUAUAUAUAUAUAUAUAUAUAUAUAUAUAUAUAUAUAUAUAUAUAUAUAUAUACAUAUACAUAUACAUACAUAUAUAUACACAGACAAAACCAAGAGGGCUGCACUCACCUAAACAUGCAUACAUUAUAGGGUGCUGCUGGGGCCAAAAUAUACAAAAUACAGAAUCCAGCGCACUCGCUUAUUCACUAAACAAUGCUUUCAAAAUUUUAGAGAUUGUAAUAGUUUUAUUUAAAAAACACCUCACCUAGGCAAAAAAUAAUGGGGGUUUAGUUACAUUAUAUGAUCAUAUAUUGCAUAAGCCUGCCACAACGUCAAUGUACCCCAUUAGCCUUGACUUGCAGAGAGUCCCAGUAAGGAAGUAUUUCCCAAGUAAGUGGAUCAAUCUCAUAAGGGCAAGCAUUAGGCUGCUAGAGUAGGACCUGCCAAGAAUGGGGUACAUUGACGUUGUGGCAGGCUUAUGCAAUAUAUGAUCAUAUAAUGUAACUAAACCCCAUUAUUAUUUUUGCCUAGGUGAGGUGUUUUUAAAAUAAAACUAUUACAAUCUCUAAAAUUUUGAAAGCAUUGUUUAGUGAAUAAGCGAGUGCGCUGGAUUCUGUAUUUUUUAUAUAUACAUAUAUAUAUACCAUACCACUUAUAUACUCCAUAUAUAUAUAUAUAUAUAUAUAAAAAUUUUGUUCUUUGGCCCUUGUCCCUUGGGGACUUCGAUCCCGCUUGCAAUCAGGAGGGAAGGGUGCAGGAGGGGGGAAGGACAAAGGGACCUGUGUAAGGGACUCGGAAAAGCCUUUGGCAAGCGACAUUCCAUGCCAUGGUUCUUGCCAUCUUGUGACAACCAAUGCUUAUUCCUCCCACCACCCCAGCCGUGACAAGGCCCUCCCAUUCUUUGGCCUAUCUUCGCCUUGUUGUCUGUUUCCCUUGUUGCUACUCCGUAUGGGCUCUUUUGGGUCUGUACGUGAUGUCUGUUACAGGCCUGUAUAGCGCCCCUUGUAGUCAACUGUAAACUGGUACCAACUAUAACUAUAUACAUGUGGGUUUCUAUUUGCACCGUUCCAUGUGGCUUGGCCCCUGUUAGAGCCUAUUUUGUUCUACGACCUACUGGGUUGUCCCUCUCCGAGAACUUUUUUUUUUUUUCUCUCUCUUUCUUUUCCUCCCUCUCUAUGUGAUUUGCUCCCCUUCCUUUUCCAUGCGCAUUGUCCAGUUCGCGUAUGCCAGAUUAGCAUAUUUGUUUGUAGGGUUUUGUCUGUUCAGUCCCCGUUCAUAGAGCAGAUUAGUGGUUAUCUGCCUGAUUAGAGCCUCCCUAGUGGGUGCUUGAGUCUGUUUCCAUGCCCUGGCUAUUAAUGUGUUUGCUGCAAUUAAGAUGUGAAAUAGAAUGCGGGAAUCUGUUUUGUUAAGCGUGUCUAGUCCCAUGAGCAGAAGUCCGCUCUCUGGUGUUAUGGUGUCCAGCGCUAGAUUUGUGAUUGUCUCCACUUCCUCCCAGUAUUUGGUUAUAAUGGGGCAUUCCCACCAUACAUGGUACAUCGUACCCUUGCUUUCCUGACAUCUCCAACAAGCCCUUUAGGCAUUUGGAUAAAUUUGUGCCAAUCUCUCCUGCACCAUGUACCAGCGAUAUUGGAUUUUGCGCAUCUGCUCUAAGUGAGCUGCGCAGUUCGUUCUUUUUUUUGUGUGCUAAGAAUGCCUUCCCCCAUUGGUGGUCGGUGAAGGUCGUUCCUAUGUCUCUCUGCCACGCUGCCUUAAUCCCCUCUAAGGGGUCAUCUUGUGUUUGGAUCAACAUGAUAUAGAGGGUAGAGAGUAGCCUCCUGGGCUGUUUGGUAUCUGUGCACAGUUGUUCAAUAUGUUUUGCAAUGGGCGGUACCGUGCUAGUUAUGGAUCCUUGAAGCAUGGAUUUCAGUUGGAGAUAUUGGAAAAUGGUGUUGUGUGGUAGGUUGUAUUUGCAUUGUAUGUCCGGAAAGUCUAACAAUCUGCCGCUGUCGUAUAGGUUGCCCACCCUGGUGCAGUCCUGUCUUAUCCAAGGGCGGUAAUCGAACGCCUUGUUUGCUAGGUGUAAGCAGUAUAGGGGGGCUGCCAGCGCCCACCCCUCGUGUCGUGGGCGGCACUACCUGGUGUACCUCUCUCUGUUCUCGGGGUACCCAGAACAGAUAGCUCAGGCCCCGAGGGCAAGCCCAAUAGGUCUCCAUUUCCACCCACUGCGGCGUGUCCUCUUUGGCGUGUGUUUGUAUGACAGUAGCUAGGAUAGCCGCUCUGUAAUAUUGCUUAACGUCUGACAUUUCCAACCCCCCGUUCGCUUGUGGUCUGCACAGCACUUUAGCUGCCACCCUUACUUUGCGGCGUGCCCAAAUGAAACCUGUGAAAAGCUUUUGGAGUUUUCCUAGGUAGGUUUUGGGUAUGUGUAUUUGUAAGGUUCUUAUUAAGUAUUGGAAUUUUGGUAACAGUAUCAUCUUUACCGCGGCCAUCCUACCCAGCCACGACAGGAACUUCCUCUCCCAUUCUUUCAGUGUGUUUGCUAUACCGCUCAGUAGUGGGUCAUAAUUUGCCAUAAGCAAGUCUGUCGGAUUUUUUGUGAGUUUAAUCCCGAGAAAUGUGAUGUGGUCCCGUCUCCAGUCCAGUGAAAAUGAGUUUUGUAGAAGGUCCAUUAUAUCUGCCGGGAUUCCCACCCCCAUGGCUUGUGUUUUUGUAACACUGAGCUUAUAGUAUGAAUGUUGCCCAUAUGUGGUGAUCUUUCAGUAGGUUGGGGAGGGAAAUCUGCGGCUGAGUAAGUGUCAGUAGGACGUCAUCCGCAAAUAGGCUGGUUGUAUAUUCGCGUGUAUUGAUCGUGACUCCGUGUAUGUUUGGGUUGUCCCUUAUUUUCAUCGCUAAAGGUUCUAGGGCCAGGACAUACAACAGUGGCGAUAAGGGGCAUCCCUGUCUGGUACCGAUUGAUAACUUUAUUGGUUCAGAGAGGAACCCUGAGUUUAGCACCUGAGCCCGUGGGGAGCUAUACAGGGCUUCCACUACAGCUAUGAACCCUUCUGGUAUAUCAAAUUUUUGCAGUACUGCACGCAGGAAUCCCCAAUGUAGGCGAUCGAAGGCCUUUUCUGCAUCUAAGGAGACCAACAGUCCCCCUUGUGUCUUUCUGCGGAGAUGGUGUACUAUGUUUAGCACUUUCCUCGUGUUAUCUGAUCCUUGCCUCCCUUUAACAAAUCCUACCUGAUCAUUCUGGAUAAUGUUCGGCAAGAUUGCUCCUAAGCGGAGUGAGUAAGUUUUGGCCAGGAUUUUCGCGUCCUUUUAUCUUUUGCGCUGCCUGUUUCUCCCGAAGCCUUUUCGCUAGUAAUUUACUUGCCUUGUUACCUUGGGCGUAUUGAUCGAUUUUCAAUCGUUUGAGGUUGUGCUCCGUUUGUGCCAAGACCUGCGUGUGCAGACUCCUGGUGAGUUGGAGUAUGCGUCUGCGUUUGUCGUCUGUGGGGGAGAGUUGGUUUUGUAGAGUUAUGUCAUGUAAUUCUUUUUGUAGCUCCAGUGUUUGUUUUUGGGCAUUCUUUUUGAGGUAUGAGGCCCUUCUAAUCAACAGUCCUCUCGCCACCGACUUGUGGGCCAUCCAGACCGUGGUGGAUGAGACGUCUGGUGUCUCAUUUUCUACAAAGUAAUGCUGCCGUUGUGUAGAUAGGUCGGCCUCGAAUUGUGGGUCAUGGAGGAGAGAAUCGUUGAUUCUCUAAGGGCUCCGAUGUUUAAAAUCAUAGAGGUCUUUCAUCUCCAGGAGCACUGGAGCAUGAUCUGACCAUGUGAUUUGUGCUAUAGUACAUGCUAGGAUUUGGUAGAUGUGGGAGCCUUGGAGGAGAUACCCAUCUAUUCUAGAGUAGGAGUUGUGAACAUGUGAGAAAUACGUGAAUGCUUUUUCCGUGGGGUGCGUGAUUCUCCAUGUGUCGUAAAAAUGGUACUUAUGUAUUAGGGUCUGGAGGGCUUUGCUUUGUCGUCUAAGGGUUUGGUAUCUACUACUAGCACUUUUGAGGGUUGUGUCUAUGGUCGUGUCGAAGAUGUGGUUGAAAUCGCCACAGAUUAGUGUUAUGCCUUGUUGUAUUGGUGUCAGGAUUGUAAGUAUCUUGUGUAGGAAGUUUCUUUGAUUUUGGUUGGGCGCAUAUAUGUUUGCAAUUGUGUACGUCAUGUCAUUUAUCGUUCCCACUAUCACCACAUAUCUGCCCAUUGGGUCUAGGUGUUGGGAUUUUAGAGAGAAUGAGACAUUUUUGCUGAGCAGAAUAGAUGUUCCUUUUGCUUUAGUUGGGGAAGUAGAGUGGAAUUGGUGUGGAUAGUCUACCUCCAUAAUUUUUGCGUGGUCGUUUGUACGGAAAUGUCUCCUGUAGGCAGACCACUUCUACUUGGUGUUUCCUAAGUUCUCGGUUUAAUAAGUGUCUUUUUGCUGGGAUAUUCAAUCCCCUUACAUUGUGUGUAUAUCCUCAUAUAGGGUCUAACAUAAAGGGUUGUGCUGUGUAUUGAGAGUGUUCUUUUGUUGCGGGGUGCCUCUCUCCUCCCAGCGCCAUCCAGCAGAGCAGACCUUCCCAUGGGGACUGUGACAACCUCUCACAGGUAUUCCGGUGAGAGUUGGGUCGUAUUCCUUCACUUCCUGUAUAGAAGGUGUGUGUUUUGUGCUUAUAAAAGGUGGAACCCCCCCACUUAGUCCCAAACAUGCUCGCCAUUGGUAGGGGCCACAGACCAUCUCUCAAUGGGUGGAAUAACGUAGUAACUAAACCAAACAAAAAAGUAUAUACAAGAUUUAACCAUGCCCUGUCCGUGGCGAGGCACUUCAUCUAAGUGCCACGGGGGUAGAAGCCUCUAGCUUCUGUUCCUUGGGGGGAGAUACGCUGCGCGCCAGCCUUUCUUGCUAUGGCUUAAUUGCAUAUGGUGUCUCCCAUUUACCCUUUUUAUUAUUGUUAAUUAUUGUUGUAUGUAUAUUUUAUUUUUAUUUAUUUUUUUAUUAUUAUUCUUUUUGUUUUGUUUUAUGCCGUUGUGUUGUAACCUAUGCGAUUUGUCUUUUACACCUCCCAGGGGUCUCAAUCCUCUCCGCUAUUUACUCGCUUAUCCCUUUUUUUUUUUCUUCCCCUUUUUUGCUUUUAUACUGUUGUGUUGUAUCCUAUGCGAUUAGUCUUUUACCCCUCCCAGGGAUCUCAAUCCUCUCCGCUAUGAACUCGCUUAUCCCUUUUUUUUUUCUUCUAAAUAUAUAUCUCCUUGUGCCCUGCUUUACUAUUUCCACCUCCUCUGUUACAUUUCGCACAUGGAGUACCCCUGGACCUAUACAAUCCCUCAAUUGUUGGCUCUGACAUAUGACAUAAACAUUUCACUUGAGUUUUAUACUUGCGGCACCACAUCGUCCGUGACUUUUGGCCCACCCGGGCGUCACGCGUUACAGUCUAUGUGUGUUUCGCUUUUUUCCACUCUGGAGUUAAUCUUCUUGGCUCUGUAGAUAGGUUCUUCUGGGAUUCUCUUCUUAAGCCCCAUUCUCGCAGUAUGUCAGCUCCCUCUUCUGGGCUUGAUAUUACAGCUGUCUUGCCUGCCCUCUGCACCAGCAGUUUAACUGGAUAUCCCCAGCGAUAUGCGAUUCGGUUCUCUCUGAAUGCCGCUGUGAUGUCUCGGAACUCCCUACGUUUUUGGAGGGUGAACGCUGAGACGUCUGCGAAAAGCAUAAUGCCCCGGUAUUUUUCAGGAAGCUCUUUGCGGGUUCUACUGCUUUUUAGAAUGGCGUCUUUAAUGUGAUGGUAGUGCAUACGCACCAGAAUGUCUCUGGGGGCAUCUUGGGGCAGGAACUUGGGUCUCGCCGUCCUGUGGAUGCGGUCAAAGAGGAGCAUGUUUUGUGGGAUAUCUGGCACUAGUGACUUUAGGUAGGCUGUGACAUGUGCUGUCAGGUCAUUUAUGCCCACAGUCUCUGCCACCCCCCUCAGCCAUAAAUUGUUUCGCCGGCUCCAUGUCGGCUAUUUUUACCUCCUGCGCCGCCAAGCGCUCUGACACCUGCAACAGCCUGUCUGCAAGGUCGUUAUGCGCUUCCUCAGCGUCCGCCAUCUUUUCUUCCAGUUUUGAGGUUCUGGAACCGAGGUCUCCCAGGUCUUUGCACAGCUCUCCUAUGGAUGCCUGCACACUCUUCAUUAUUUUUGCGGACAUUUCGUCCAACAUGUUCUGCAUUAUUUGCUGGGUCAGGAGCCCCUGAACAUUAGGCGCACAGUGAGCUGCCUCGUUGCUGUCUUCGGUGCCGGCGCCAUCUUGGAUUCCCGCCGUCUGCAGUGAGUCCCGUUGUGCGCCCUGCUUUGGGGCAAAGAACUGUCUUGUCCGCCUUCUCCGUUUGCCGCUUCGUUUUUGGGUGAGACAUUGGAGUUUUUAAGUCUGUUGUGCCGUAGUAUUGUGUGGCAAUUGCUCAGGUUAGGCUGUGGGACGCGGAGCUGUGUUUACAUGCGACUUCUCCCGCCGGUGUCCAGGCCACGCCCCUAGAUUUACUUUUUAAAGUGGACCUAACAUUCAAAAAUGUGGAAGCCAUUGGCCUUAUAAUUUAAAGGUGUUUUUAUUUAUUUAUUUUAAUCCAUAUAUUAUACUUAUGGAAUUUGCAGCAAAUAUAUUUAAAGGAACACUGUAGCGUUGGCAAUACAAACCUGUAUUUCUAACGCUACAGUGCCAUAGUUCCUAUUUAGAUUAAUGCCUUCUAAUCCUUUUUACAAAGUUGAAAUUAUUACAAGAACAAAAAUAAUUUUUUUUUUUUUUUUUUCUUUGCUCUGAGACACUUCGUGCUGCUGCUCUGCUUUACACUGUCAUUGUGAAGGUGUUGUUUCCACGAUUUAUGUCCUAGCCAAUCCUCGUCAUAAAGGAGCAUUCGGAAUGAGGUGCUUGUGUGCGGUGGGUGCCCUGCUAUUAAUUGAAUCCUUAUGACAUUUCCUAUGAACAACAUUUGGUCACAUGAGUGUCUAACUAGGUCAGGGGUUACCAAUACAUUUUUCACAUGGAACUUUGACAUAGUGUACCAACAUCGUGGAACCCCAGAAAAAAAAAAAUCUAGCGCCGUAUAACAAACCUUUUUUUUAAAUUAACAGAGCGUAAUGUUUUAUAUAUUUGUCAAAUUUCUACGGACAGUAAACGGUUUGUAGUACUUAGGAGCAGAUGUGCUUCUGUGUGAGUUGGUGUUUUGUAUAUCAUUUUAGCAUUUUAAUACACGGGUGAGUUUAUAUGUUAUGCUUACAAUUACAUGCAGUGGUGCGUUUGGAUGUAGUGUUGGAUUUUAAUGCGGAUGUACAUUUGUGUGCAGUAUUGGUGUUUUGAGUGUUAGUAUAUAAUUUUAGAGUUGGAGUUCAGGGGGUGUCUUUGUAUGUCAUGUUUGUGUUUGCAUGUUGUAUUGGUGUUUGAUUGCUGGGAUGUAUAUACACACACUGACACUCACACACUGACACUCACACACUGAUACUAUCUCUCUCUCUCUCUCAUAUACACUGACAUACACGAACAGCUACACACACUGACACAUACACUCACACUGACAGAUUGACACAGAUACACACACUGAUUGAUACACUGACCUAUACACAUGUCACAAUAUUUAUAUUUGCAGUCACCCUUAAAUUACCUUUCAUCUGCAGGAGCGUAAUUUGUUUGGAGUGCUGCUGUUGGAGCACUGGGUGUUGGAGUGUUGCUGGCUACUGCUCUCUCCCUUCUCCUGCCUUCUCUCUGUCCUUUUUGGCGCGUUCUAAGUCUGGGAGCAAGUGACACGCUGUCAGCUCCUCCCAGCAUCCAAUAAUACAGGGGCAAUACCGAUCAGGUGGACCUAAGUUAAUGGGCCACCCGAUCGGCAAAUUGCCGCAGAACCCCAGUUUUGUUCUCAAGGAACACCAAUUUGGAAACGCUGCACUAGGGUAUUAUUGCAGAAGUACCUCCAGUGGCUGUCUGAAGUAUGUAUCCCUGCAGUAUAAACAUGGCAGUUUCUACAAAACUACUGAGCCACUGCACCCAGAUCACUUAAGCACUAUUUAAAGGAGCACUUUAUUUCAAUUUACGUUUUUAGCAGCCUCUGCUGUAGGCUGCUUGAAAACAGUAUCUUGCUUAUUAAUCCCAACUGCUGAAUACAAUGUGUGGGGUUUUGUUUGUGUGUGUGUGUGUGUGUGUGUGUGUGUGUGUGUGUGUGUUUUUUUUAAUUCCCCCCCCUCUCCUCAUUUCUGUUUGUUUUAUUAUAUUAGAUUCCCCUGGCACAAUUUCGACUACAGGUAAAGAGUAUUGCGAUACACCUACAGAAAGCCAUCCCUCUGUGCUGUUAUCUUCAAAUUUUAGUUGCAGCUACUAGGAUAAGGCCAGGGAUUUAUUAAAAGUAGUUAGAAAAUUGGGCAGACUAGAUGCCGUCACAUUCUAUGUUUCUAUGAAGUGUUUUAAUACAAUACCACCUGUUGAUCAGCCAUGCCAGAUUCCAUGGCAUCUUCACAUUUUUAUUAAUUUAAAACAUUAAAAAGAAAAUGUUAUGUUAAAAGAACACUGGUGUUAGGAAUACAAAGCUGUAUCCCUAACACUAUAGUGUCCCACUGCCCAGCAGGACACCCCACACCCCCUCUCCCCACCCCUUCCUUUAAACCCUUAUCUGAUUUCUGCAUCAAUAUCCUUUGUGCUGGUUUGGACGCCUCCUCCACUGAUGUCAGACGAUGGGAGCAGCCUAAAGCUCAGAAAGCACCUUGUGCUCCUUAGGCCUCGCCCGUUUGCACAGAAUGAGGAAGUCGGCGUCAUUUCACGCAGUCAAAAUCUGUGAAACUGCAGGAAGUCUUAACCCUGCAAUAUAAACAUUAGUUUCUCUAAAACUUGUUUGACCCUAUACAUAACCCUCUUCAAUGAGAUGAACUAGCCUGGGUGCCUAUCGUGUCCCUUUAAUCUUUACAACUUGUCCAGACCCUGGUGCUUAAGCCUUUUAUCCAUUUGGGAAAUUAACCAACACUAGUUUCUCAGAGGAAAAACUCCUAAAAAAUAUUUAAUCCCUGUUAGCUCAACACUUAAUAUGUUUAGUUACCUUUUAUUGACCCAUGGAACAAUAUAUAAUAAACCUUUUUUAUUGUCUACCAAGAUUGAAGAGUGAUCACAUUUUUUUUGUAUUUUUUAUUUUCUCAUCAAACUUGAAUUGUGUAACCAAUAAAUGUCUGUGAAUGAUUUUUUACAUACUAUUUUUUUUAAUUUUUUUUUUGCCUUUACAAAUUGCUUGUACUUGGAUCAGUUACUUAAAGGAACAUUAUAGGGUCAGGAACACAAACAUGUAUUCUGACCCAAUAGUGUUAAAACCACCAUUUAGUUGGGUUGAUCCCCCUUUACCCCUUUAGGAAGGGUUAAAACGUACACUUUUUCCAGCACCACAGAGGUCUGCCAGCCCUGGCCCCGCCUCCGAUUUUACCUCUUUGGCUGACAUCAGAAUGAAUGAUCUUAGCCAAUGCUUUCCCAUAGGCAAGGAGUUUGGACAGGGCCAAACACCAGGUAGGGCAGUCAGCAUCUUCUCAUAGAGAUGCAUUGAAUCAAUGCAUCUCUGAGGAAAGUUCAGAUGAGUGGCCAAUGGAGGUGUCCUUGGGCAGUAAUGUAAACACUGCCUUUUCUCUGAAAAUAGUGUUUACAUAAAAUUCCUGCAGGGACUGACUACACUCACGAGAACAACUACAAUGAGCCGUAGUUGUUCUGGUGACUGAAGCGUUCCUUUAAAAACCUGUUCUUUUGCGAAUUUCAUUCAGCAGUGAGUUUGGGAUACGAGAUGAUUUUAUUUAUCAAGCUUUAACAAAUUCCACAGCACUGUAUAAUGGGUAAAUGAAACUCUACAAACUUAUCGUAUUUAUUCAUACAUGAACAAGUAUUUCUUGUCAUAAAUUAUAUUUGUAGUUGGGGACAUAAGCCAUAAUAAUGAGCAAGUAGUAGUAAGCAAAGAUGGCCUUCCCAUUCCAAUGGACAGAAAUCUGAGCUAUAUGCUCAUAUCUGCCUUGGCAUGUGUAUCUAGGGAUUUUUUAUUUUCCCUUGUCCAUAAGAGGAAGAAGGCACAGCGGUCUGGAAAUAAAAGCUCUACCCUGUGGAAUAAUUCUCAUCUCAAAGGUCAGCAGGCCUGGUAAGGAUUGUAGUUCCACCCUAGUACAAGUGCCCCUAGCGAGGAAAAAUUCCAUAGACUCUCAGAUAUGCUGUACCUUCUCCAUGGUAACUGGCUUGUAACAAGACUGUGUUUAUUUGAAUACCCAGGAAAAUUAGGUUUGUGGAAUGGCCUACUGUUUUGUCCUGAGAGUGGAACACUUAUCGCUGAACAUACACCCGUUGUCUUGUGAAUGUAGAAAGGUGUGGACUGAUGUUUUUCUAUUGUGAUAGUCAUGUGGUAAUGUAAGACUGAUGGACAUUUGCAAUGGAGUAACCAACGUGACAUGUAGGCAAACACGUUGAAUAAUUUUAGACUACUCUCAGCUCCAACGUGUGGCAAAGGAAUACCUGUUCCUCCAUAGCAUGCCAUGCACGUGCCACAGGGAUGGAUGUAUAGGUAAAAGUUUGAAGGCGUUGGAAAAUGUCAGUUUUCCACGACCAGGCUCAGACUGCCUUCAGUAUGGCAUGAAUGGCAUCAUCCACUGUGACCUAUUGCAAGGAACAUUCAUCAGAGAGCAUUAAUGAGUUGAUGCUCAGAGUAGACAAUGAAUGUGGAGCCGAUAGAUAAUUAGCCUCUUAUUAUUAACCUUUCCCGUGGCUAAAUCUAUGUGAUUGGUACGCCAGCAUGAAAAAAGAGGGGUUGUGAGAAAGGGCCUAUGAUGAACCCAUUAUCAAACUCCUUUGUGAGUAAUGCAUCUGUGCUGAUGGGGUCAAGUAGGGCAGACUGUUAGUUUGGACACUCGUGAAUACCAGUGGGGAGUGUUACAAGGCCAGUUUGGAAAGUCAGUGAAACCUUUAACCAGGAAGUCAACUAAGGGGGGGGUGUCCUGGAGGUAAUAUGCCAGGUUGUCAAUGCAAACUUCGGUUUAUUGUUUUGGGUACCGACAGGGACGUAACUUACACGAGGCAAACCAGGCAUCUGCCUUGUACAAAUGCUCAGGCAGAUCCCUUGCUUGCCUCGUGUCCUGGGGGCUCGAGCUGGCCGGCUGGCCACUUUUGAGCCCCCCCCCCAGGCUGGCGGCGGGCAGCGUGGGAGCAUGCUCACCUGAGCUCUUCCUGCUCAGCUCCCUCCGCGCCGCUUAAUAAAGCCGGGAGCCGGAAUAUGAAGUCAGACCGGCUCCCGGCAUCACUAAGCGGCGCCCGAUGGAGCUGAGCAGGAAAAUCAGAGCUCCUCGCCGCCUACUCUGCGUGUCUGUGCAGCAGCCCCACUGGACAGGUAAGUAAUCCACUCCAGUUCUUCCAGGGAGGCUUGGUGGAUUUAAAAUAGCACAGCACAAAUCCCAAAUACACCACUGGGUACAGACGAUUAGUACACAUGGUUUUGGUGUGUGCCCUAUAACAAAUGGAGCAGAUGUGCAGCAAGCUGCACAAGCUAAAUCCACAACUGCCUGAAAUAAAAUUGUUGCAGACUUGAUCCUUGCCCAGGUACACUAUAAAUCUACCCAAUUUGUCUUUAAAGCCUCUGUAUUCCGCAGUGGAAUAACCGGAGGACUAUCACUACAUAUGGUCCAGUUUGCCUAGCUAGGCCAUGGUAUAUGAGAAAGCAGUGAGGGGAAAUUAAGGUUCCCUGGGAGUGAGGCUUGUAGGGGAGUUGCGUUACUAGCGAAGUUAUGUGGUAGCAUGUUUGACCCAGCGAUGAUGACUGACGAGGAGACUACUGUUACUAUGUUAUGAUGGACAGGCCGGAUGAACAUACUAGUGGGAGUAUAAUGUAACUGCAAAAUAUAUGAAUACAUCAGAAAAUGUAUUGUAUUAUAUUUGGGUGCAGAGGUUUUAGGAGUUUGAUAUGGAAUGGAUCUGCAUGCUUAAUUGUGUGCAAGGAACUUGUCUGUAUGUACCCUGAGUAUGGGGAGAACGAUAUGACAUUUUAGUUAAGCAAAUUGCCAGUACAGUGAGGGGGAACAAUACGGGCUGUAAUUUGACCCAACGUGAAAACUGCACAUAUAAAAUUCUUAUCAUAUACUUAUGAGCUGCCGGCCUAGAGGAGUACACUAUGUCCCCUAGCGGUCAUAUUCAUGAUGAGACUAUUAUACAGUACUCUAAUUGAGGUCAUGUGGGUGACAUUGGUCUACACACUGGGAUGAAGUUCAGUCUAUUAUUCUGAACUUCCUACUAAACUCUUCCUCUUGCAUAUGUAUAUGGCCCUGUUGCAUAUGUAGUAGUCAAGAGUCUUUCUAAAGCAAGAUCCAGUGCUGAUAUGGAGGAAUUGUAUAGCACUUGCUGUUGCCGAGUGACAGAUCUUUAAACCGGUAUAUGUUUCUGCUGCUAUAUGCAUUUUAACCAUACAUGAAACUGGUACCUGAAUAUUUUUUUAUUUUUCUAGAGAUACAGGAGGAAGAGGAAGAAACAAUUCUUAGUGCAAGGUCCCAUCUCUGGGUUGCCAUGGUGGCAUUAUUUCAUACUCUUCCAUUAUUGACAUUCAGGGUUGUGGGGAGAGAUGGGGGUCUCUUGCUUUCCAACCCACUCCCUUCAGAUUACAAACAGGCAUUAAAGGACUGAAAUAAUAUCCUCAUUAAAUAGCCCACUUUUACUGAGCGUUCAGGCAUAAUAUGCCAAGAGAGGCUGUGGAGAAAGACACAAACAUUUCCACCUCUCUUGACAGUCCGUCUGUCAUGACAAUCCGUUGCUAAAGAGAGAAUGAAUUAAUGGUGGCAAAUUGCUGCAACUACAGUGCAGCGAGAUAAAAAACAUUCUCAGGCUGUCAGGGGGGAUUUACAUAUGUGUUCCUUGCUGAAUUCUAUCCAGUGCUAUGGAUCAAUUAGCUAAGAACGGUUAGGCCAGUCGUUGAAAUCCUGUUGAGGAGGGGGGGGAUCUCUGGGUGCCAGGGAAAGACAUAUAUUUUUGUCUGUUCCUGCUCUUCAAACCACUCCCAUGAUUUUAAUGAAUGUAUUGCCCAUUUAAGUGAUUUUGUUAUAGUCUGCUGUACAGUUGUUUGACAUUAUACUGUAACAUGGCCUUUUCCAUGAUAUGGUAGUUUUGCCAAGCACAAAUUUGCAAAGCUCCUUUUAAAAUCCUCUUUUAAUUCUCCCCUGUAGUGAUGAAUGACAACUUCUUGUUCUGAUGCAUCUACCUCUGUUUUAUCCUCACUCUUUCUUGCGUUUCAAGUUUUACCUCCAGAUGAUAUACAGAUUCUUUAUUUGGCCGUCUAUUUAAAUAAAGAGAAAUGUUGGGCCAUUUUUAAAAUUCUUUAUUUUUGUAGUUCAAAUAGAAACAUACAGGCUCAUCAUGCCCCAACAGUGAAUGACGAGCUAUAUGGUACAUAAAGCUAAAAUAUUGUAGGCAGGAGUGUACUUGCACAUUUUUAUAAUAUAUUUCUAGAAUGCUAGUCUGGCUGUCUAGAAAGCUUCUUCACUAUUGACAUCAAGCGUAAUAACACCAUCAAGAUGGUUUGUGGGCUCAAUAGGUUAGGCUAGGCUUGCGUGUCACAGUAAAAAAAAAAAAAAAAAAAGUAUUCGCUCAGAUUCUUUGAUUGCUUUCUAGAAAUAUAUGAAAUAAAGUAAAAGGGAUAUAAUGUAACAACUUAGUGUAGCUUUAGUGCCAGGAGAAAACUGGAUGUAGCUUGUGUGCAUCCUGUCAAACUGUUCUGACUGUGUUAGGAAUUAGUAGGAGAGGAGACCUGAAUCCCUGCUAUACACUAACUGGAUGCUGUUUAAAGGCAAGCAGUCUGUGCUGUUAAAGGACCACUAUAGUGCCAGGAAAACAUACUUGUUUUCCUGGCACUAUAGUGCCCUGAGGGUGCUCCCGCCGGGCUCUAGGGUGAGGAAGGGGUUAAACUUACCUCUUUCCCCAGCGCCGGGCGGGGAGCUCGCCUCAUUCUCCUCUCAGCCGCCUCUCCUCCUCCUUGGCUGGCUGCGCGCGCAUUCAGCCAGUCUCCUAGGAAAGCAUUAUCAAUGCUUUCCUAUUAACGCUGGUGUCACAGUGAGAAGCACGCAAGCACCUCUAGCGGCUGUCAAUGAGACAGCCACUAGAGGCUGGAUUAACCCUAAUAUAAACAUAGCAGUUUCUCUGAAACUGCUAUGUCUAUAGAAAAAAGGGUUAACCCUAGCUGGACCUGGCACCCAGACCACUUCAUUAAGUCCUUUAAUAGUACUCAAUUUAACCAAUGCCACAGGUAGACCAUGGAACAGAAUUCACCUCUACGUAAGGCAAGACUGCAAUAGGCUCUGUCAUACCGCCUGUACAUGCAGUCGUUCAGUGUGCGUUUGGUCAGUGGUGUUGCUGCUGUACUGUGCUUCUACACCUCUUUUAGCUCAGACCGAAGCUCGUAGCUGCAGGUUUCCAGGUACCUGGGGUAGAGAGCGCCAAGGGCGAACAGAUCGCGCUGGAUGUGCAGAGGUUCCCAUCCCUGACGUCUGGUCAGUCACUGAUGAGUAUGUGGCUUGGUGCUUUGGCAGGCAGUUAUAUGCCCCCUAGUCAUAGCCUUUUCCUCCCGGGUGUGUGAGCUUUGUCUAGAGAUUCGUCCCCUGAUGGACUGAGUGUAGGCUCGUUGCUGAUCUGCGUCGUCUUUGUUGAGGCCCUCUCUGCCUCUUUCUCCGCCUCUUCAAUUUUAACAUUGCGUUAGUGUGGACAAAGAUCUGCCCCGCUCGGGAACUCUUCCAAGAAGCGCUUGCUGAGGACCAUCAGUCCCUGCUGAUUCUUCUGCCCUUCGAUGCACCUUGGCCCAGAAUUGCUCCCAGAACUGCUCAAAUGCCCAUUCUGUUUGUUCCUCAUGGAGGGCCUGAGUUGCAAAUCUGCUUCGGUGGCUAUCUUGGAAUGCAGGCCUUAAGUGCUCAGUGUGCUCAGCUUGGAUCCGCUGUUCAACCUUAACUAUGUGACUCUUAGCUAGGAGCAGGUUAACUUCCCAGUGGGGACUGGGUUGGUCCCUGCCGGUUCAAAAGGAGGGGGGACAGGGCUCAGAAAUUAGUUGAUCUGUAAGAGUUGGAGGCAUGGCCGUCCCCUCUGGCUCACAUGCAGUGGUAGCGGCUGUACCAAGCUAGGCCUCCCAAACUUGGUCAGUCCGUAAUACUGGCUUAUGGAAGUUCAAAAAGCACAUUUCCUGCUGAUGAAUUGGGUAAGGGACUCUUGAAACUGCCCUAAAUUGGGAUCCUAUUGAGGAGCCCCUGUUGCAUGUGGCUGCCUCGGUCGGCUGUCAGGCCCUGGCCCCCAAUGUUGGGCUUUCUUUAUUUUUUUUAUUUUUUAAGUGCUUAUGUAAAAAUAUGUAAGUUUUAGCAAUUCACAUUUGUGUAGACAAUAUUGGCUACUGCUUAUGUCUAGCUUUCAGCAGGUUUGGUCCCAAUUUCUGGGUCCUGUCCUGCUUUUUGCUCUGUAGUGACAUCUUUAGGAGAAAACUAGAUGUAUCUUGUGUGCAUCCUGUCAAACUGUUCUGACUGCUUGUAGUUUUCCUUUAACAGAAUGUUUUAGAAAAUCUAACAUAUGCUUUCUAAAUGCCUUGCUUUAUAUAGAAGGUGCCUGUGUGUCACUGAAUAUAAUAUGAAAAAAAUUAAAUAUAAAGUAUGUGUAUGUAAUUUUUAUCUUUCUGCUUCCUGUUUAACCCCUUAAGGACCAAACUUUUGGAAUAAAAGGGAAUCAUGACAUGUCAGACAUGUCAUGUGUCCUUAAGGGGUUAAAGGGACACUCUAGUCACCAGAACAUCUACAACUCAAUUUAGUGGUUUUGGUGUUCAUAGCCUGUCUUUGCAGGCCUUUAAUCGUAAACACUGCCUCUUCAGAGUGUACAUGGAGAUGCUAAACGCUCCCCAUAGAGAUGCAUUGAUUCAAUUUGCAACUGAUUUGGCGCAGCAUGGAGUGUUGUCGUGCAUGCGCAAUAUCCUCCCAGAGCUUUCAAAUGGGAAACUAUUGUAUUAGCUGAGAUUAAGUUUGAGUCCACCAUUGUCAGGUGUGGUCACAUGAUACAUCAUGACAUCGGAUGAUGCGUUUGACAUCUUCGCUGUUCGGUUGCUGUGAAAUUAAUAUGCUGCAUUUCAGGAAAUUAUAACCAAAUGUUCAAAAGGAAUUUACAAGAUCUACAUCAAUAAAAUACGGAGCAGAAUUUUGGGAAAAUUAAAGUCAAAUUGCCACAAUGUACGUAAGUAGCAAACACAUAGAUAUAUGGGACAUUCUGAUAACCUCCUAUUGUUAAUAGGUGCGCUAGAGUACAGCGAAUAAAUGCUGUAAAAGGUUGCACUGUUUAUUUGUAAAGCGUUAUGAGAUCUUCAACUUAAGCUGUAUCUACAAUACUGGAAGAAGGGCAGGAGUCUGUAUGAAACUAUUCCAUUCAUUACAAGAGAUGGCACUAUAACCACUCUAUUGCGUUGUCAUGGUUACAGUGCUUAGUGUGCCCCUUUUAAAGGAGCGCUAUAGUUUUAGGAAUACAGAACUAUUUCACCAAGUUAAACUGCAUGUAAAUGCAGAAAACGCUUAACCCUGUAAUAUAAUUAUUAGAAUUUCUAUGAAACGGUAAUGUUUUACAGGGUCACUGGGUGCCUAUAGUGUUGUGUGUUUUUUUUUUUUUUUUUUUUUAUAAACAUUAAAUCCUCAAUUUGCCAAGCAUUAUGCUUUUUGCUCUUUUUCAUGCUGUUGAAACAGCAAGUAAUGUAAAGUUUUUUUUUUUUUUUGGUAAAUCUUUUUUGUUUGACAGGGUGAAAUAACAUAGUUGCAUUAUUACAGUAUUUUAGACAUUGUACCGUACACCAAAAGAUACAGAUCGGAAGGGGGAGUCCUGUACAGUUUUUGCACUGUAAAAGUUUUGUUUCCCUUAUUCCUCCCACUCUGUUGUCCCAUGUCUCCACUCCCUUCCAGUUUACUUUAUUACUUUGCCUUGUCUUAUCUUGCGAUAGGGUGUGUGUGUGUGUCCCAAGGUGCGGUUUUGUGAGUUACAUAGGGUAGUGAGGUAUAACGUUGAGACUCGCAGGUCUCUGCGUUCCAAAUGCGUAUGCGGAUCUACAGCGUGCUGUGUGUAGGUUGAAUGGUUUGUGUGAUAUGUGUCCCUGUCUAUAGUACGCUAUCUUAUAUGGCUAUGGAUAUUGUCAUCACUUCUUGCAGCAGAGCCUACAGUUUGCGCGAUUUCCCGUGCGUGAUUCCUUAGUAGCGUCAGUAAUGCGUGUAUCAGCGACCUCGUAAUGUGCGUUUGGAGUGGGUUUAAGAUGUUGCGUGUCUGUCGCGUUUAUAUGAGCGUAAGCUCUCCUCUCUACACUUUUCGUUGCUGGAACGUGUAACAAGGCAUGGUAUGACUCGUGUUUCACUAGGGGGUCUGAACAUUCCUCAGAUCCCGUCAGGGCUGGGUGUUCUUCUUUUUAGAAUUUCAGAGGUCGAUAGUUGUUUUGCGUGGUAAUGCAUCUCUCCGAUCCCGACUCUCCGGGCCCGGGGACCGUCCAGCGAAAUAAGAGGGAGAGGAUAAGAGAAAAGAAAAAAAAAAAAAAAGGGGAGUUUGGCUUACGGGAGGGGUGGACUGUUUCUGGUGGAAUCCACCUCUGAUGUUGCCCUGUCAGUGGGUUCGGGGGCGUUACCUGCUUGUCUGUAGCGGGUGAUAUAGAGAAACCAUGGAAGCCACAGUUCUGUGUGUUUUGUUGCACGAACUGUCAGAGGCGUGUAUUUCUUCUGCUCCGUGGAUGUCUUCUACUCUGCAGAUCCACUCUUUCUUAGUUGGUACAUCACUUUUCUUCCAGUGUGCCGGUAUGUUAGCUUUGGCCGCGUUUAGUAAGUGACGUAAUAUAGAUCUUUUAUACGUCCGAAUCGAUUGUGUCGUUAUGUGUAGCAGGGCUAGUUCCGCGUUCCAUUCCGGGACAUCGCCCAGAAUGUCAGUGACAGUGUCCUUAAUCAUUGCCCAGUAUGGGGUAAUGUCUCUGCAUUCCCACCAUAUAUGUAUCAAAGUGCCGUGUUCUGCCUGGCAUCUCCAACAGAUCGGGGUGGUUGAUGGGAAGAUCUGGUGUAGGAGGGAUGGCGUUCUGUACCAGAGGGAGAGCAGCUUGUAAUUUACUUAUUGGUAGUAUGAGCUCAUAGAGCUUUUUUGCUGCCAUAGUAAUGCCAAAUCCCACUGUGAGGGUGUGAGUGUCUUUCUAAGUUGUCCUUCCCAUUGGCGGCGGAAGGUGGAAGCCUGGGUUGUGCCUCCGAUAAGUAGGUGUUGGUAGAGUGCUGAUAUAGCAUGGUCAAGUGUGGUGCCAUUGUCACAGAGGCCCUCAAACCAGGUGAGGUCUCUGUGCAAACGGUCUUUAUGUGGCAUUGUGUCAUGGUAGUGUUUUAACUGUAGAUAUCUAAGCACCGUGAGGGGGGUCCUUGGAUCGUCCCCUAAUAAUGCAGUUAGGUCCCGGACUCUGCCACCUUCGAGGGCCUUGUAUAUGGGGAUGUAGUCCCUCUCGCUCGGGAUGGGCCAUGCACCGGGUGGGAGUCCACCUCCCAAGGCCACGUUAUGAGUGAGUGGAAUCAUCGGGCUAGGGGUGGGCGAUAUAUAGCUCUGGUCUCUCAGCGAUCUCCAACCGGUGAUUGUUUGUGUUAUCAGCCCCUCUUUGUUUAGGGCCGCCGGGCAUCUCGUUGUCCCCCAUAUCCUCAUUUCCAGUGUUGGUCCGAUAAGGCCUUUAUCGAGCUCUACCCAUUGUUUCGUUGUAGGGUCCUGGUGCCAAUCCAGUAUCCGUUGCAUUACGUAGCUUGGUGAUAUUUCUUGACGUCUGGUAGAGCUAGUCCACCAUGGUUCCUUGGGCGGCAGAGUAUGUCAUGUCGAAUUCGAGAACGUUCCCCUCGCCACUCAAAUUUAAUUAUCGCCGUUUUCAGGGUGGAGAAGAAGGUCCCUGGGAUGGCUAGUGGGAUCGUUUUCAUGAGGUAUAGGAUUCUCGGCAGUAUGUUCUUCUUGAGGAUCGCAACUUGUCCAUGCUAGGUUACAUGUGGGUACGACCAUCUAGCCAGGUCCGCUAAGAUUGUUGUCAGGAGGGGGGCAAAGUUGAGUCGGUAUAUGUCUUCUGGGUCUGUGGUCACCCAGAUGCCCAGGUACUUCAUCCGUCCGUAGCACCAAUGAAAAGCAAAUAGCGAGUCCAGGGAUAUGUAUUCUUCUGUAGGGAUCGUGAUGUUCAGGACCUCACAUUUUGAGAGAUUGAGUUUGAAGCCCGAGAUUUUCCCGAAUUUGUCGAAUUCGGAAAGGAGGCACGGCAGAGUUGUUCUAGGGUGCUGUACAAAAAAUAGGUCAUCCGCAUAUGCGGCCACUUUAUGGUUUGUUCCCCGCCAGCUGUAUCCUUGGAUGUUUGGGUUUAGGCCUAUCUUCUGGAGCAGUGGUUCCAGGGUCAUAGCGAACAGGAGUGGUGAUAGUGGGCAACCUUGACUGGUACCGUUGUUGAUUGCGAAGUCCGCUGUCAUGGCCCCGUUGACUCUCACGUUUGCAUGCGGUUUGCUGUAGAAGGCUGAUACCCAUGUGAGUAGUCUCUGUCCGCAUCCCAUGUGUUGUAGGGGGGUCAUCAUGUACGACCAGUCGACCCUGUCAAAUGCUUUUUCCGCAUCUGUAGAUAAUAAUAGCAUUUUAGUUUUUGUCUUUCUUGCGUGUUGUUGGAUUGAGAACAGUCGUAAUGUGCUAUCUCUGGCCUCUCUGCCCGGAAUGAAGCCUGUCUGGUCCGCGUGUAUCAAUUCUGGAAGAGAGUUGUUGAGCCUGCUCGCUAUGACUUUCGUGAUUAAUUUGGCGUCUACAUUAAGCAACGAUAUGGGACGAUAGCUACCGCAAAGCAAUGGAUCCUUUCCUGGCUUGAGCAAGACCGUGAUGGUCGCAGCUAAGGAUUCCACGCCCAGGCAUCCUCCGUCUCCCACCGCGUUGAUCGCUUUAGUUAGCCAUGGUAGCAGGAGAUCAGGGAAGCUCUUAUAGUAUCCAGUUGAAAAACCGUCUGGUCCCGAUGCCCUGCCUGAUUUGGACGCUUUCAGUGCUGCUGCAAGCUAUUCUGUGCUGAUUGGUGUGUCGAGUGCCGAAGCUGAUUCUUGGUUAAUCGUUUUGAGGAUCGUGUCAGAGAGGUAGUCUCUUAUCUGAGUGGUUCUUCUUUCGUCGCUCGUCGUCCUCGUUGGUGGGCUCAGGUUGUAUAGCGUUUCGUAGUAGGUCCUAAACUCAUUGGCGAUUAUUUUUUUUUUUUUGGAUAGGGGGUCACUUCUCCCAAGGAGAGGCGGAGUUUGCGUAUUUGUCUAUGGGGCGUGUAGGGCCUUUUAAUAACUAGCCAGGUAUUUCCCCCCUUUAUUGGCGUGUGCGUAGUAAAAACCUUUCGUGCGUUGUAGAUUUCGGAGAAGUAAUGUAAAGUUGUAUUCCUUUAAAAGCUGUUUGCAUUCAUCAGUGUGAUCCCUAAUAGUACCUAAGCUGAAGCUUGAUGAAGACUGCAAAAAGACACAAUGCUUUCUAAUCAGAUUCUUUCUCUAAAUGCCUAUAUUGCUGGAGGGAUUUGUUCUUUGUUAUGAUUGUGUUUCAAUGCCCAAUAAUUCAGAGGGAAAUGCAGUGCAUGAAGCCAGCUUAGAUUUGUAUAUUCAGGUCUAACACAGCCUUAGAUUGAAUAGAAAUCAGCCAUCUGUUAGAAUGAGUUGUCAAAGUUACCUAUUAGCAGUAUUUGGAAGGAGCAGAUUUGCGAUCUUGUUCUUCCUGUGCUGCCAAACGCAGCUAGUCGUCUUGUUUCCCUUCAUCUGUUUGUUACUGAGCCAUGGUAUUGUUUUAAUUUAUAUUUAAAGUAUGUAGCACCCUUGUUGUAUUGUCUGUUGGUGGUUUUGUUUUUAUGUGGACAUACACAUUAUUUUAAAAAUAAAUAAAAGUAACCUGUCAUCCAGGGGCCACCUUAGCAGUUUGUCAUGAUUGCGCCAUCAGUGCACAUUUUUGUUUUUAACACUCUACUCGACUUAUUUCUCCAUUAUUUUGAUAAACAUUAAUUUCCGAUUUCUUUAUAGUAUUCAUAUGCUCACUCUUUCAGGUAUCAGUAUAUAAAUUUUUAUCUGUAGAUCUUCAGCAAUAAUGUAUUGAUCAGUGGGUAUGCAUCAGUUUAUUGCUGCAGUGAUUUUUUUAUUUUAUUUAUUUAUUUAUUUAUUUUUUUCCUCCUCCUAACAUCAUAAGCUAUGCAAGAGGCAUAGAUAUGUUUUGGUAUCUUAUAACGCAAAAACAGACUUAAGUAAAAGUCAUGGAGUAAUAUGCAUAUCUGCUAGAUUUUUAAAGAUGACAAUGUGAAAAUUGACAAGUGAGCUACCGAUUAAAACUACAACACAAAGGAUAACUUAAAGAAAAGAUACAUCCCUGUUGAUAACCAUCCAGAGUCUGUGUUCAGUCAUCAGAUUGUUUUCUAGAUGGUUGGAAGAGUUAGGAGGACAAAGGAAUAAGACCUUUCAUAAUACACCUAGUUGAACAUUGUCCUGGAAAGUUCUUACAAAUUACAAUAUUUAAUUUUAUGAAAUACCAUAGCCAUUACGUCACUGCACAGGUUACAGAGAAAAGAAACACUAUGGGUGCCGACUACGGUUAGUUAAACCGAUGGAAGUAGUUUAAUUAAAAUUUGUUACCAUGGUAUUUAUAGACUGUCCCUUCUUUAGAUCUCUUGACAAGUUAGUAAUUUCUCGUUUGCAUUAUCAUGAUUCAUUUUGUACAACCUGUAUGGCAAUGAUGAUGCCUCCCAAAUGGAUUGACAAAAGUGGAGGCACAAUGCACAUUCUCUGCUUCAUAUCAGUACUCUGCGCUUUAGUGGUUAGUUAUCAGUACUUUUUUUUUUUUUUCCUGUGGUAUCAUAUUUACAUGCUUUGUUUUUGCAGUAAAGGGUCUGUUAUUCUUUGCUGCAGUAGUAGUAACUUUUUCAUUUCUUGCCCAAUAUCUCUUUUCUCCAGAAACACUUGUUUUUGCCUUGCUAAAUCUCACCAGAGACCUUAAAGGGAAACUGCAUAGCGUGAGGAUGUCCAGCGUCGUUUAGGCCUAUCCACCUGGAAUUGCCUCUAGUGGUUGUCUGGUAGCCACUAGAGUAGGAGUUAACCAUUUUAUAAAAACUACAAUAAUUGCAUGCUCAGGGUUAUGGGAGUUUGCACCUACACCACUUCAAUGAGCUGACGUGGUCUGGGUGCCUACAGUGUCCCUUUAAGCAGAAAUAUAAAUAAGGUUUACUCACCGUAGAAAUGCCUAGUUGUAAUUUUAAAUAAGUUCUUGCUAUUUUUUUCCUACUCCUCAAGCACACAUGUGAAGCAAAAUAAGAUUUUAAAUAUAUAUUGUUUAUAUGUUGAAAGUUAUGAGAUUUUGAAGUUUUGUUUCUCAAUUUCUUCUGUCUUUUAGAUGACCAUGGAUGAGAAAUACGUAAAUAGCAUUUGGGAUCUCCUCAAAAAUGCAAUACAAGAAAUUCAGCGGAAGAACAACAGUGGGCUAAGUUUUGAAGAACUGUAUAGAAAUGCAUAUACUAUGGUGUUGCACAAGCAUGGGGAGAAACUCUAUACAGGUUUACGAGAAGUGGUGACAGAACAUCUUAUAAACAAGGUAAUUGCACUCCAACUAUGGACUGCAUAAAAACAUUGCUGCAUGAACCAUCGGUGCUCCAUCAUUGACUUGUUUGCGACAGCCCAUUAAUGUACACCGGUUUAAAAAAAAUAAAAAAAAUAAAAAUUGUCUGUUGCCAAGAACAAAUAUUACUGCUGAGUUAGGUAAACCUGGUAUGUUAAUGUUAAAUACCUUCAGCUACACCUCCUGCUACAACUAUGCAAUAAGCAAUUUAGACUUUUUUUGAAGCAAAUAUCCUAACAGAAGAUUUUAAAUGGAUAUGUGGCUAUCCUUUCACUACCAGAGAGAAAAGACUUUCUCUCCGUGAAGAGCUUUCAGAGUAAAUGACACCAGAUGCACACAAGCUUGGGAACGUCUAUGGAUGAAUAUCAGAUAAAAAAAAAGUGUUUCCUGAUCACGUUUUGCCUUUUAAGUUUAGUGUAUUAAACUGCCAUCUCUACACUUUCUGCCCUCUUUUAUGUAUACAAACAUUUUUAUUUUCCUUUUAACCCCUUAAGGACACAAUUUCUGGAAUAAAAGGGAAUCCUGUCGGAAUAUUUCCGUCAUGUGUCCAUAAGGGGUUAAAGGGACACUUCAGGCAGCUAAACUAGUUAAGCUUAAAUUAUAGGUAAUAAGAUAAAAAUACAUUUGAUUAGUUUCUUUGCUUUCAAUUCUGUGUAGUUUUCCAGCAGUGCUGUAACAUGUUUAGCUGUUUUCAGUGGUGUAACUGUUCUGUAGUGUUAAGAAUGCUGAAAGCAGACUGCACUGCAGUCUCCUGCGCUACGUACUGUUAACUCCUUUCCUGCCAGCCUCUGUCAACUUUCCUACCUACUGUUAAUCUCUCCCCUGUCAGCCAACCUCACUACCCACACCCCUCCCCUGCCAGUCCCUGUCAGCCAACUUCACUACCCACAGUUAACCCCUUCCCCCUCCAGCCCCUGUUAUUCAACCUCGACAGAGAGAACACAAAGCUCUAUAGGUCGCUUUAUAUUUAUAAUAAACAUAUGACACUAGAAUACCUAAUGUGUUGAGUAAAUAUUAGCAUGUUUGAGACGUGGUUUGUUUGUAAAUUCUAGAGUUUGAAUGCUGAGGAGGCUUGGGCAGGCAUUGUGGGCAUGUGUUGAGCUGAGUGAAGGUCAGGCACACCCACUAAGGCAUGUCAUUACUGAUUCUCAUAGAGUAUCACUGGAGCAUGGCCACUGGUGGACAGACUGGCUGAAAUACAGCAAACAGGGAGAUAGCAAAGGGAGAAAUGAGAUGCAAUCAAAGGAUGAGCAGGAAAUUCGGGGUGGGGGUGUGGAUAUGCAUAUUUUUUUUUUUAUUUUUUUUUUAUUAACCCAUAGAGUUCCUUUUUAAAUUGUGGAAAGUUUUCCUUUGCAAAGCACCCAGUGGCUCCCCCUUACCCCCUCGUUUUGACAAAUGUCCAGCUAAAGCCCUGUCUCAAAGUAUAAAUACAGAAUAGGUCAUGUUACAGAUUCCUUCCAUGUAGCUGGGGACCCUAAACACUGGUAGAACAGAUAUGCUGUCUGUCUGAGAUUGGUGGGAGUUACCAUCUCAAGCAGCACUUGCUGUUGUAUUGCCAGCAGCUGAAACAGCUGCUGAUCAGUACUGUAAGUUUUACUAAGCCACAAGUCUCAACUUUCAAACGGACAAAGAGGGACACUUUCAUUUUGGGGCUGUGGCCAGUUGCAGAGCUGUGUUGGAAAAUGUUAAGAUGCUUACCAAUAACCAUUUAUGCAACUGAAAUGCAAUUUAGAACAAGAGAAAUACUUUAUUUACAGAACCAUUACUGUGAGUAUUAUUGCUGUGAAGCUCUGUUAGACAAUCACACUCACAACAUGGAGCUCCUUGAAAAGAAUGACAGGUGGAUUUAGGCCCAAAAGGGGGACUAUUCUGUCCCUCCUAAAUAGGGACCUGUGUGAGCUAUUCUCCAAGCUCAGGCAGCACUGGGACAUGUCUGUCAUAGUGCUGCCAUUUUAGUGUAAAGGCUUCAUAUUAACAUCUAAACUACAUUAAACAUUGGUUACUGUACUACAUGAAAACACUAAACAUGAACCCCUACACAAACAGUUAACCUAUUAACAUUAUUUUCUCAUAAUUCAAGGGUCGCUGCCAUGUAUCCUUAUGUAUAGUGUUGUCUGUUACCUGCCAUUACACCUUGCUAGAACAGGUUUUAAUGUUCUUGAAAGAAUGUGAUUGCAGAUAAGAACCAUUUGACCCAUCUAGUCUGCCCAAUUUUCUAAAUACUUUAAUUGGCCCAUGGCCUUUAUUUUAUAGCCUUAUGCCUAUCCCACGCAUGCUUAAACUCCUUUACUGUGUUAACCUCUACCACUUCAGCUGGAAGGCUAUUCCAUGCAUCCACUACCCUCUCAGUAAAGUAAUACUUCCUGAUAUUAUUUUUAAGACUGUCCUCUUGUUGUGGUAGUUUUUCUUCUUUUAAAUAUAGUCUCCUCCUUUACUGUGUUGAUUCCCUUUAGGUAUUUAAAUGUUUCUAUCAUAUCCCCCCUGUCUCGUCAUUCCUCCAAGCUAUACAUGUUAAGUUCCUUUAACCUUUCCUGGAAAGUUUUAUCCUGCAAUCCAUGAGCCAGUUUAGUAGCCCUUCUCUGAACUCUCUCUAAGGUAUCAAUAUCUUUCUGAAGAUAUGGUCUCCAGUACUGUGUACAAUCCUCCAAGUGAGGUCUCACCAGUGUUCUGUACAAUGGCAUGAUCACUUCUCUCUUUCUAUUGCUAAUACCACUUCCUAUACAAAAGCAUUCUGCUAGCAUUUCCAGUUGCUCUAUUACAUUAUCUGCCUACAUUCAAGUCAUCUGAAAUAAUUACCCCUAAAUACCUUUCCUCAGAUGUUGAGGUUAGGACUCUAUCAAAUAGUCUGUACUCUGCCCUUGGGGUUUUUACGUCCAAGAUGCAUCAUUUUGCACUUAUCCACAUUAAAUGUCAGUUGCCACAAACUCUGCCCUUUUAAACAACUACAGACAUUGCAUAACAUACCAAAUUCGCUAUGCAAACAAAAGCCCCCACCAGCACUAGAACCACUAGCACCGCCUCAGCAGGAGAGACAGCGGUCUAUCCUCGAGGCGCUAUGCACACAGAAAAAAAACACCAUCCAAACCCAUGUCCCUUCUAUACCAUGACAUCCACAAAUUAAAUUCGGCAAAGCCAAAAUUCACCCUAGCAUGGGAGUCAGACUUCCAGCAGGAGCUAGACGAACAACAAUGGUCCAAAAUAUUCAAUGCAAAUAAAAAACUAACUCUAUGCACAACACACAUUGAAGUGUCCAGGAAGGUAUUGUAUCGAUGGCAUCUAGUCCCCACCAGAUUACACCACUUCAACCCCCACAAGUCAGACCUAUAUUGGAGAUUCCUAGCAUGCCCCGGAACGGUGUAUCAUAUGUGGUGGACUUGCGCAAAGAUUAUACCUUUCUGGACACAAAUCUCGAACCUAAUAAGGGACACCACACAAAUUGAUUUACGCAUGCAACCGGAGUGGUACCUACUACUACUCCCAUUAGGCAUACCUAAAUCUGCACAGUAUUUGAUGUAUCUCACCCCCCGACUUUGGCCUCCUGCAUCCAGGCCAUCGAAACUACCAAAAAAUACGAAAUUAUGGCUAGGAAAGCUGACCCCCAGGCACACCUCUGGGAGACCGCCUGGAACUCAUGGAAUACAUUCUAUAGCAGAGUAGAAAAAGGUAGUUAAGCAGCAACCGAUGUCAUUGGCUCAUGAUUCGAACUAUAGACACCUCUGGACAGAGGUAAUUCUGGGAUAUCUCUAACCCUAUUUCGCUGUAUGCCCUUAAACAUAUACAAGCAUUACUAAAGACCUCGACAAUUUCUUUCUCCCCCUCCCUCCCCUGGUACCCUUUCACCCAGUUUUAUUGACAUCCCCCUUUUUAAAGAAAAAUGGGCACAAGUAACAAUCAAUACAAUCCUGUACUAGGCCGAGAAUUUGAGAAUCAUACUACUUACUUGGGACAUUAAUCUCUCUCUCUCUCUCUCUCUCUUUCUCUCUCUUUCUCUCUCUCUCUCUCUCUCUCUCUCUCUCUUCUCUCUCUUUCUCUCUCUUUCUCUUUCUCUCUCUUUCUCUCUCUUUCUCUUUCUCUCUCUUUUCUCUCUCUUUCUCUCUCUUUCUCUCUCUUCUCUCUUUCUCUCUCUUUCUCUCUCUCUCUUUCUCUCUUUUUCUCUCUCUUUCUCUCUCUUUCUCUCUCUUUCUUCUUCUCUCCCCAAUUUUGGCUUAUCUCUUCUGGAACAUCAACCCUGUUACAUAUCUUCGUAUCAUCAGCAAAAAGACAUACCUUGCCAUCAAGACCUUUUGCAAUAUCCCUAAUAAAAAUAUCAAAGAGAAUGGGUCCAAGUACAGAUCCCUGAGGUACCCCAUUAGUGACAAGCCCAUGCUUCGAAUAUACCCGUUUAUUGAUAAGCCUUCUAUGUGCAACAGUGUCAAAAGCCUUAGUGAAAUCUAGGUAAGCAAUGUCUACUUCACCACCCUGAUCUAUUAUUUUAGAUUUUCAAAAAAAUCUAUGAGAUUAGUUUGGCAUGAUCUUCCUGAAGUAGACCAUGUUGUAUCUGAUCUUAUGUUAUUUUAGAUGUUCAACAAUCCUAUCCUUUAACAUGGUUUCCAUCACUUUCCCCACUACUGAAGUAAGGCUUACUGGCCUAUAGUAGCCCGACUCCUCCCUACUACCUUUGUUGUGAAUGGGCAUAACUUUUGGUAAUUUCCAAUCUUCUGGGACUACUCCUGUUAACAAUGAUUGGUUAAAUAAAUCUGUUAAUGGUUUUGCUAAUACACCACUAAGCUCUUUUAAUAACUUUGGGUGUAUUCCAUCAGGUCCCAUUGACUUAUUUGUCUUUACUUUUGACAGUUGAAAUGGAAACUCUUCCUCUCUAAACUCACAUGUAACAAAUGACUCUUUUUGUCCUAACUGAGGCUCCUUUUCUUCAUUUUCAUCUGUAAAUACUGAACAAAAAUAUUAAUUGAGGUAGUCAGCUAAACCUCUUCUACAUACCUUCCUCCUUUUUGUUUUUAAUCUAACUAAUCCUUGUUUUACUUUCCUUUUCUCAUUUAUGUAUCUAAAAUGUCUUUUGUCCCCCUAUUUUUUUUAUAUAUAUAUAUAUCUCUAUCUAUAUCCACAGUAUCCUUGCACUCCAGCUUCAAAAAAAUCAUUCAAACCGGGUGCUCAAAAUCAGGGGAAAUAUUACAUACCAGUCUGUGUUGAUUAGCACUCACGGAUUUCCAAAAUAAAGUUAAAAAAAAUCAGAGUUUAUUAAUCCAUUAAAAAGGCUCUUUCAACGUUUCAGUCCACUACUGGGACUUUCUUCAGGAAUGAAAAGCCAUAAGACAGAAUUACAAAUAUAUAACAAAUAAUUAAGAAUAAACUUACCCCAGGUGUACCGAGUCCCCCUGUGUGCACCGGCGACCCAUGGUGUGAAUUGCGCAUGCCUGAGGUUAAUCGCCCCCUUACAGUGUUGUCACGUGAUAAUGGAGACGUCGGCACUAGCCGUGUGUCCAUGACAACCAGACAUAAACUGGCCGCGAUAGUGCUAGAGACAGAGGAGAGAGUGUGCACGCAAAAAGUGAAUUGAUACAAUAUAUUUAAAAUAGCCCGGUAUUAGUAGAAACUAAAAAAAUUGCUACCAAUAAUCCCACUAUUAAAGUAAUCAAGUUACUAGUGAUCUAGAAAAGACCAUAUAUAUCCAUAAUAAUAAAUAUCAAUUUAAAGUGAUAAUGUGCAAAUCUGCGCUUAAGAGAGAGUGAAGACCACAUUAAAGAGAGGAACACAUUUAAAGUGAAACAGUGCUAUGUGUAUAAUUGUAGCCAUAUGUCCACUGGAAAGAAGUGAAAAUUUAAAGUGCCAGUUAAGAGGUGACUCCUAUAAAGAGCACAAUUUAAGAAAUAAUCUACUAAGUGUAGUUAUAAAGAAGUGAUAAUGAAUCAUAAAUGUAAAUGACAAAUUGAAGGAUAUUCAAUAAAAAUACACACAAAUUAGACUUUAAAAACAAUAGCUGCAGUAGAUUCAAAUAAAUGAGUGAUAGGAGAUAAUCUCAUUGAGUCCUUUGGGGGCUAUUGUAUCCAGAGUAUAUAUCCAAAAAGUCUCACGAUUUUAACAACAAUUUAGCCCUGUCCCCCCCCUCAUCUUGGUGGAGGGACAUGGUCAAUCGCCACGAAUUUAAGGGUUGAUAGUGGAUGUUGAAGAGAUUAAAAAAUGCUUUGCAACCGGCUGAUCAGAACUACCAUCCCUGUAGGCCACUCUUAUGCUUGAUCUAUGUCCUCUAAUCCGUUCACAUAGAGGAGUACCACAGUGGUUUCUUAAAUUUUUUGCUUUUACUGACAAGCCUAAUACAAUUUUCUGUUGCCUUCAGGAGUGCAACUUUUAAAUAAUCCCAUUUCUCCUGGACUACAUUUAAACUGCUCCAGUCUGAUAAUGACUCCUUUACACAUUCUAAUUUUAGAAAAGUAUGUUUUUCUGAGGUACAAAACGGAAAUGAAGAGCCCUGGAUUUACCAGGUUGUUUCAAAUUGACUUCUCAUUAUUUGUAGUGGUGGCUCAGCUGUAGCUGUGAAGUUUGGAGAGAUUGCCAUAACCAACUUGAUAUACAUUUAUUUUUUUAUUUUAUUUUUAGCACUUUUUGCUUGCAAAAAUAUAACCAAUUUUAUCUAAUAUCGACGGUGUGUCCUGGUGUCUUUUUUUAUUUUUAUUUUUUAAUUUCCCUUUUUCUUUAUAAAUCAACUUGCUUGCCUCCAAAGUUUUUCUAAUUAUCUGUCAGGAACUUCUUUUGGAGUUUUAGGCACGUUUUUGGAUGGUAGUUUUGUAAAUGUGUGUUUUGUUUUUUUGUCUCACCAAUCAUGCAUAUCUCCCAAACUGUCCCAGUAUUGUAUAUUCUGCAUACUUUUUUCUUUAGUUGGUAACACAUUCCCAGACCCAGAAUAUCCUAUAAUGGAGACUGCGUAAUGUAAGGGAUAGACUGUGUUGAACAGCGAGAUUAUGACAGAUUUGAGGAACUGAUACUGACAGGAAGAGAGUGGGUGAAAGUAACUGACAUCAAGAGAUGAACAUAUGGAAAGAGGGGACGGGGGAAGAACAACAGGGGACGGGAGAAUACUAUGGGGCGGGGGGGAGAGAGGAAUAUUAAGUGGGGGGGCACUAAAAGAGAAGGGAAGUUUUUCAUAUUAGAUUAAUUAAAUCAAGUCUAAUAUUAAAAAAAAAUUAUAGGAAAAAAACCUUUUUUAAAUUAUUUGGGGGGGGGAGUCAUUUUUGGUUUGGGCCCAGAAUUUUAAUUUCGGUGCACCCCUAGACACUAGUUACCAGAACUACAGAUUAUUAUCUUCAGGCUUUUUGCUGUAAAUACUGUCUUUUCAGAGAAAAUGCAGUGUUUACAUUACAGCCUAGUGAUAACUUCACUGGCCACUCCUCAUAUGGCUGCUAGAGUUGCCUCCUUGGGCAGUGCUGCAGAGUAAGCAGCACUUCAAUUCAGUGUCUCCACCCUCUCCACUUUCCUCAGAGAUUCAUUGAUUCAAUUCAUCUCUGAGGAGAUGCUGAUUGGCUAGGGCUGUGUUUGACUUGUGCUGGCUCUGCCCCUGAUCUGCCUCCUUAAAGCAUUGUAAUUGGUUCAGACCACCACUUCUGAUGUCAGCAGACAGGGGCAGAGUUAGCAGCUGCAGACUUGAAUACAUGUAAGAUUUUACUAUAUUUAGGAGGGCCAGGGGUGCUAGAUGGUGGUUUUAAAACUAUAUGGUGAGGAAUACAUGUUUGUGUUCCUGAUCCUAUAGUGCUCCUCUAAGUAAGCAUGAUUUGUUGUGUUGAGUUUGUUGCAGAAACUGUCAUUGUUUUAGCAGAAAAUGCUGUUGCAUUGUUAUAAUGGCAGAUUGAAUGAGUAAAUUGUCAUGGAGAUUCAAUAUAGCUAAAUUCAGACACGAUUUCCAAAUGUAUUCAUUGAUAGUUUGGUACAGAGCCUCUCUACUCUCUCUAUACAUUUUGAAUUCGAUUAUUCGUUUGUCCGGUUUCAUUUAGUAUAUUAUACUUUGCAGCUCGGGAUAUACAUUUUGUUUAUAAUCAAAUAUGGGUGGACAAAGGAUGCAAAAUUCUGAGUAAAACCUCUUUUGUGAAAGUUGUAAGAUUUGUUCAUCUUUUUAGUUCACCAGAAGAGCUCUGUAUUGGUGAAUAUUUCCAUACAUACUCAAGCAAAAUCAUAGAUCUUUUCAAGAUGACACGACUUCUCUUAAUAACAAACGUUUGGUUUUUACAGAAAGUGCCUUUGUGUUUGCAAAAUAAGUGGCUCAGUAAUGAAGCUUAUUUUAUCAGCAAACAGAGUAUACAGUUAAUUUUGUUAUUUAAAUUUAUUUAAAAGGCUACAGUUGUUCUGUGAAAUCUUGCAUGUGCUGAUGAUUGCAUAUUUCACUUUGAGUCAUAGGAUACUGCUCUAAAAGCAUUUCAAUAUUGGGGAUUAAAGGGACAUAUUUUAUUGUUAAAGUCGAAAAAUGGCACACUUUUUGUUUGUUUUUUUUGUUCUGUUUUUGACUUCAUGAUUUAUUUAUUUUUUUGUUUUCCUUUUUAUUUUUCCAGCAGUUUGUUCUUUCAUAUUUAAUACUUCAUAAAUAGAACUUGGUGAUGGUGAAUGGUUCAGCCUGACCAGCAAAUCCAUGCUGAGCUAGAUUUUAAUCCUGGUCCAUGUGGGUUUGAAAGCAGUGUGGUACUUCAAUAGAUUACCAUCAGGAAUUCCUCUUGUGCUCUGAACAAGUAAUGACCAUUAUGCUAAUUGACCAGUGUGGCUACUGUUCGUGAGUGUUAUUAAUAUGCAUAUGGUUAGAUAAUGAGAUUUUUUUUUAAAUUUAAUUUUUAACAUUUUAUGCCCCACACACUUUAAAUAGGGCAGACAGUGAAUGAAAAACUAUGAAAAUAUACUGGCAGUGCACACAAACAUAUAUAUUCAAUUAAUCGUUUAUUUAAAAAUUGUAUGAUUAAAAAUACUUACAUCUGUUCUGGAUUUUUUCUGGUGUUCACUGUAUCAAAAUAUUGGGCAUUACAAGGAACUUGAAGUGUUUACUAGAAUAAGUAGCGUAAUACAAGUUUUAAAAAAUGACUUAAAUGUUCAGUAUGACAGCUGCCUUCCAUAAUGCUCCAGGCUUGAUUUCACUACAUUACAGUGCAGAAGAUAUGCUCAGCUAAUGAAAUACUUUAAAAUAUGCUUGAAAUUGAUAUUGCUAAGUACUGGAUUGGAACCCAGUAUGGCGUAGUAAUGCAGGACUUGGAAAAUUUGUUUAGAUUCUGGAAGCCAGCUAAAAAAAAGCUAGCCGUUUUUUUUUUUGUUUUUUUUUUUGUUGUUUUUAAAUUAAAAAAAAAAUCUUUAGUCAUUGCUACCAACAAGCACAAUAAAAACAAAAAACAAAAUAAAAGUACACCUGAGAAAAGGUGCGUCGGAUCAGACAUAGAGUAAAAUAGAUGUAUAAUGGUUACAGCACAACCAAAAAUAUUAACUAAAUUGGCCAUCAAAAGAAAAAAGGGGGUAGAUGCUGUGGAACUCUGCAAGUGGAGGUGUAACACCUGAGAUGAUGUCUCUCAGGGCGUCUUCGGUGGAAGAGUCCUGCGGGAGCUCUAGGGUUUCCAGAAGGGCCAAUGCCUCUUUUAGGUUGUGUGCUGAGAGUCCCCCUAGAGAACCACUAACGUGCAAUUUAGGCGCCGUCGAUAUUGCAGAUCGUGUUUUCCAAGGUGGGUUGUGAACAGCCUCAGAGAUUGCCUCCAAAGCCAAUGUGUUCCCUGAGAGGUCAUUGUAAAACAUGAGUGCCUAUCCUUUAAAGGUGUACAGUGUUUGUAGAACCGCUGCCAGUGUGUAGUUGGACUACCAAGUCCCUUGGGACUGUAUCAGAGGCUCCUUGAUUUUGGGAAUGCAAAAGCAGCCCUCCACUCCCACCGCCUUGGCGUGGAGGCAGCAGAGCUCCUAGGGGCGCCUCAGCAUUUGUGGUAGUUCUGCCAUUGGGACCUCUUCAGAUACGCCCCGUAUCUUGAUGUUGGAUUUGCGCCCCAUUUCCUCCACGGCUGCCAGACUGCGGUCCUGCACCUCUCACUGCAUUCUGAGCUUGAGAAUUUCUUUCUGCUGCGUGGAGGCUAGGCUCCGGGGGUGUUCUCCUGAGGUAUUUUCCACCGUCACUAAUCUGUAUGUCAGGCCCUUUUAGGUCGGAUCUCAGGGUUGCCCCAUCUGCCAGAAUGUUAGCUUGCAGGUCGGCCAGUAGUGUCUUUAAUACUGCUUUUGUCACGGGGGAGUGUCUGUCUGGGGCCAGGGACCUUGGUUCCAGUGCUGGUCGGGCGUGUAGGGCCAUAUCUUCCUCCCCCAUAAAACGAUCAUCAUAAGGUCAGGGUAAGUCUCUGGGUAGUCGUCCAUCUUGGGCCUAAUUGAACACUGCGCCUGGCGCAGGAGGUGUGUGAUAUUCAUGCCCGUGCGGGGCUUAUCCGGCUUUUGUUUUUUGGUCUUUUGACCCAUCUUGUCUCUUAUACCUUGUUCCUGCGUUUUUGUUUCCCUGAUCGAGGUAUAGUGCCCGAAAUGGGGGUUUAGAUGGCUGUGUAUGCAAGGAGCUCUGCUGGAGUGCAACCAUUCAGCUCUGCUGCGAAACUUCACUUUUUUUUUUUUUUUUUUUUAAACUGCCAAAGCAUUAUUUUCGGACAAAAAUACAAUUCUUAAAGGGUCACUAUAGUCACCAGAAGCACCAGAGCUUUAAUGCAAGGGUUCUGGUGUCUAUUGCCUGUCCCUACAGGCUUUUAAACACACUACAUUUUCAUUGCUGCUUAGUGACAGUCACUCAGAUGCUCUAGAGGUGCUUCUAUGACCAGUGCUGCACAAUGUGCAGCAUCUACACGCUCUACAUGGAGGCGCUGAAUGUUCCCUAUAGAGAUGCAAUGAUUCAAUGCAUCUCUUUAAGGAGAUGCUAAUUGGUGCAGCAUACUGUUUUGAUGCGCAUGUCCAACAACCUCCCAAUGCUGUCUUAUGGGAAUAUUGGGAUCUCCGCCAUGAAGGUCAAGUCAGGCAUGGCGAGACCGGCACAGCAUGGGGAACAAAGGUGAGUAAACACUUUUCCCAUGCAAUCUUAGGGGAGCUGGUAACCUAGACAGACGCACGCACACACACGUGUACACAUCUCAGCACCACAGCAAGGCGCACAAGGGAGCAGAGCAAGAAGAGCUGGUGCCUGGGGUUUGUUGAGCGCUGCUGUAAUGGCAUCAUAACCACUACAUUGAACUGUAAUUGUUAUGGUAACUAGGCUGUCAUUUAACAUAACAUUACCCCCCUCCCAGCAAGAAUAUGUAAAACUAGUUAAUUUUAAAGUAAUUUCCUGCAUCUGGUCAGAUAAUUAAAUUCUUGACAUUCUUCAAUUUAUCUUUUGUGGGUCCAUUUGUAAACUAAUGGUCAGGAACACUAAGGGGUUAGGAAUAAAGGUUUGUAUUACUAACACUUUAGUGUUCCUUUAAUAAAUUAAAUAUGUGAAUAGAAUUGUAGAAAGUUAUGCUAAAAUAACACAUGUAAUGUUUUUAUAUUAAUGCUAUGUUGCAGCUAAUUUUUCUGCAAAAAAAUAAACUACUUAGCAGCUCGUAAAUGGCCUUUUGUUUGUGAUUAUGUGUAUUUAUUAUAUAUAAGGUCAUUUUUAAAAUAUGGAAACAUCCCAAAGAUAUACCACUCCGCACUACUCAAUGUCUUAUUUUUUUUUUAAAGGUAUUUAUUAAAUGUUUCAUGCUCUAGAAUUGCAAUAGAGAAUCACUGUUCUAUGACGAUAUUUUUUUAUCUCUGUAUAUAUCUCGUCAAUUCAUAGUAUAUACAUGGUAUUUGAAAAUAAAAUGAAGGCUUAUAUAAUCUAUAAAUCUUUUUGUGUGAUUUGUAUUUGUUUAUUUUUUUUUCUUCAAGUUCUGAGACGUGGGUCUCAACCACUGGGUCUGACCCAAAAAGUUCUUCCCCAUAAAGUUUCUUUUCACUGGGUCCCAUCUGGGUGGUAUAUGAAUUUAUUGGGUCCCAAGCAACUGCACAAAAAAUGUUUACUCUAGCAGCUCUUCCUUACCUAGUAAUGGACUUGCAACAUUUUCCUAGCAGUUCCUUAUCUCUGCUAGAACACUCAAAACCUUGGAAAUUCUGCCCCCUUGUGUUUUGAACAGUUAGUUGGAAUUACAAUUGAUAAAUUGGUAUGUUUUUUUUUUUUUCCCUUGUUAAUGAACAUUUACAAACUUUCCCAAAUUACAAUUUCUGUUUUUAUCUAAUUUGAGCAAAAGGUGCAUUGCUUUUAUACAGAUAAAGACAGCGCUUUAUAAUGCGCACACACCUGCUUUACCCCUGUAAAGUUCCUAGUUAACACCUUCACUAUUCUGUGAAUGAAGUAUUUUAGCUACAUUUUGUGUUGAUCAUGUUUAUUCUUAGGCUGCAUUGUGCAGUGAACAACCCAUUAUAACUUGUAUGGUUUCUGCUAUUGAAACUCAUUGGUGUUCUUUAUCUUUACAGGUUCGAGAAGAUGUUUUAAACUCUCUUAACAACAACUUUUUACAAACCCUUAAUCAGGCUUGGAAUGACCACCAAACGGCCAUGGUAAUGAUCAGAGACAUUUUGAUGUACAUGGUAAGUUUUUUUUGGUAUACAUGCUUUAUAGCAUGUAUUCUGAACUAAAACCUCUAUCGGCAUGGUGCAGCCGGUGCUCUGGCAGUUGCAAACAUGCAGUGUGUGCAUGAGCUGUAAAUAUUGGCACAGUCAAGGAAAACUUAUAGAUUGUCCCUCGUUUGUCACAGAGAAAGUGGUAGACUUGGCUUCGGUGAUUUAUUCAUUUUAUAAAGAACUACGAAUGGCUGCAAAUGAGGAGGGACUUAAAAGCUCUCCCAAACUGAUUCUUCGUAAAUACUUGUAUGUAAAGACAAAUCAAUGUCUGGCAAGUUAAUAAUUUGUCAAAGUGGCUAGUUGUAUGAUAGUUGGGAAUAGACAGAUUUUUAUUUAUUUUUUUUCCCAGUGCUCAUGCCGAUACAGAUUAACAAUCCCUUUUUUUUAUGCCAGUUACUAAUAGCCGUACAUUUAACUUUAAAAAAAAAAAAAAAAAAAAGCAGCACAAUUUUCUACAAAAUCUAGCAUUAAUUGAGCAUGCUGACAGCCAUCACUCUCUGCAUGCAGGGAGUGGUGACGUGAGGCUGUGAUGUGGCUCCUCAUUGGCCGGCAGAUGGAGUUUUAGGGUCAUCGGUAAUAUUGGUAAAUUACAAGGCUGAUACAGAUUUAUCUGAAAUAUGUUGAGUAUUGGCACUGAUAAUCAGCAGAACCAGUAAUUAGUCUAUCCCUAGUCACUUGACUGUGCUGAAUGAUUGGUGUAAACAUGUGCAUGAUAUGUGUUAGGCUUUGGAAAUUUUUAAAACCUAAAAAUGAAAGCACUAAAAAGGCUUUCUCUUUGAGAUGUCCUUACUUUUUUUGGUACAGGAUCCUCUUGCAGCCAUACUAAGGUAAUAACAUUAAAACGUCUAUUAAACCGUGGCCAAAUGUUAACUCCGGACUGUAAAAAGACGCCCUCAAACGUCUGUCUUCAUAACUUAAAUGAGCCAUAACUUUACAGGCCAAAUUGCUGUAAAAUGGUUUUCGUGAAAUCAUUGUAACUUUACACAACAUUGCUAUGUGAUUGCUGGGUGUAAGGUUUCUUUAUGACGAAGCAAUUUUGAUUAUUUUAGGACUACUUUUUUAGAAUCCAAUAACACAUUGUAAACAUAAAAAAAAAAAACACAUAUUGCUCUGUUGAAGUGAGAUAAAAUAUGGGAUUAGUAAUACUGGCACCAAAACUAUAUAUUUCGGAGUUAACCUCUCUAUGAAAGUAUCCCAUAAUAUUGUUUGCCCUGCACACUUGGUUUUAGGAAGUGACUAUUUUGGUCUUAUGCCUACUGAUGCCUGUUUCUGGAGUUAGUGAUACAAUAUGGCAAAUAUAUUAAAAUAUCUCUGCAUUUGGAAUGUUUUGAGACAAAGCAUUCCCAACAGCAGGACAAAUGACAGGAGAUCUUGGGAUGAUUUAACAAGAGAAAUCGACAUUUAGCUCAAAAUAGCCAAGUUUGAACAUUUUCAUCUCUCUUUCUAGCUUAACUGUGUUGGCUUCAAAUUUGCAGUUCUCUUGUCGGAGGUACGCAAUUAAUAGAUUGUGAAUUUAAUAUUUAUUUGGGGUAUUUACGACUAACCGGUAUGAUGAUUCAGUUUAAAAAGGAAUGAGGAAUUAUGCAUCUGACCACUUUUCUUUUUCCAGGAUAGAGUUUACGUUCAGCAAAACAAUGUUGAAAAUGUCUACAAUCUGGGGUUGAUCAUAUUCCGUGAUCAGGUCGUGCGUUAUGGCUGCAUAAGGGACCACUUGCGACAGACCUUGUUGGAUAUGAUUGCAAGAGAGCGCAAAGGUGAAGUGGUGGAUAGGUGAGUGUUUUAUUUUUCAUUGUUGUUCUAGGGUUAUUCACAUCAAAUUCCAGGACUUAACUCAAGCCAAAUAUUUAAGUUAACCUAUCCUUCUCUUUGCUGAUUAACGCAAAUUUCUUUGUCCAUGCUGGGCAGUGUUCAAAUAAAUGCUUUUCAAAGAGAAGCAUUCACUUGAACAUUUGUGUGCUGAGAAACUAAUCAAGCACGACAUUGGAUAUCAAUUAGCAGUAGGCAAGCUGGGCAGGGAUCAGCCAAUAUCUGUGAGUGUAAAGGCUGUGUGUUUCCCAUCAGUAUAUUGUGGGCACAAACAACGGAUGCUAUGAUAGCACAAAUUCUGCAUAGGCAGCCCUUUGGUUUUAUGCCUACUGAUGCCUGUUUCUGGAGUUAGUGAUACAAUAUGGCAAAUAUAUUAAAAUAUAUCUGCAUUUGGAAUGUUUUGAGACAAAGCAUUCCCAAGCAGGACAAAUGACAGGAGAUCUUGGGAAGGAGCAGGGUUGUCUGGAGGUGGAUGUUAUGAAAUUAUAAUUUCCACAUAGGUGAGCACAUGGCGACGCUGGAAAGGAGACUUUGUGAGUGAAUAUCUCAAAAUUUUACAUUGAAUACAUCAUGCAUCUCUGUAUUCCAUGCCAUUUGCAGGGGGGGUGGCAUUUAUACAUUCUUUGUCAUCAUGUACAUCAAUUGAUCAUAUCACAAUGCUUGGCAAAUCCCAGGAGUCAAGCAGCCUCUAUACAUUUACAAAACAUUUUCUUUCACAAAACUGGCUUAGAAAGAAACUUGCCUUUCCUAAGCCAGUUUUGUGAAUGCAGAGUCACUGGCUGAGUGCGCGAUCUGACCACUUUCAGCCAAUCAGGGAUGCCCAUGCCCGACGGCACGCCACGCUUUCUGAAACAGAUAUUUCAGAAGCCGGACGCGGCCUGUUUGAGCUGUGAUCGGUGUUGGGGUUAAACUGUUUGAAAAAGGUUUUCCCCUUGAGGUAAAAGGGAGCCCAGGGGCAUCCUGGUACAUAACAUAAUGUAUAUGAAGUUGUUACAGUGCCAAACUGUCCACUUUUAAGGAUGCUUCAAACUCAAUGCCCCUGUUUGUUUUAAAAUUUCUAGUAGACCUACAGUCCUUUUAUCUCUCCCUCACUUUGGUUAUUGCUCUCGGUAAGCUUUAUCUCGAUGCCCUCACACUAGCUCUUCUUGCGAUCUCGACUUUAAGGUUUUUCUUUCUUCUUUUUGAUUACAUUAGUACUCCAUAUCGUAUGAUCUUUAAAGGAACACUAUAGCGUCAAAAACUCAAACCUCUAUUCUAGCCCACCUUAUCCCCCUAAGUAUAGUAAAAUUUUACUUUUAUUUACAGUCUGCUGUUUCUGGCUCUGCCCCUGAUCUGCCUCCUUGGCUGACAUCAGAAGUGAUGAUCUCACCCAAUCACAAUGCUUUCUCUGUCAGGGGCGGAGCCAAACACAACCCAGGCCAAUCUGCAUCUCCUCAUAGAGAUGCAUUUAUAUGAGGGAAGUUCUGUGUCCCCAUGCAGAGGGUGAAGAAACUGAAUGUGGCACUGGAGGCGUCCCUAGGCUGUAAUUUCUUUGAAAAAAAGUUUUUGACUAGACCAGAACAAAUACAUUAACCUUUAACAUUGGCAAAAAAAUACAGAUUUAUUUAUUUGUCCUAUCGGGUCAUUGGAAUGAUCACUUUGGUUAUUUGUCAAAUUAUUUACUUAUCUGCAAUUUUUCAUUGACCUUUAAAAACUGCAAUACUAGUUUACUAAACUUGUAUUUAUUUGAUUCUGUUCCCUUUGUUUGUGUUGUGUGACACUAUGGAUGACAGAGGUGCCAUAAGAAAUGCUUGCCAGAUGCUAAUGAUCCUUGGACUUGAAGGGAGGUCAGUCUAUGAAGAAGAUUUUGAAGCUCCGUUUUUGGAGAUGUCUGCAGAAUUCUUCCAGGUAUUAAGAUACUGUCAUACUAUUUUGUUUUCUUUUAUAUUGAAAGUGUAAUUUCACUAGUAGUGAAGUAAUAUAGUAGUAUGUUUUUGUUACAGGUUGAUAUAGUAUAAUUUUUUUAUUUUAAUAUACUAGAUCAGGGGUAGGCAACCUUUCAGCAGUAUUGUACCAAAACAAGAUCUUGAUGCCCCCUGGUGUGCCAUUUUUAAAUUGAGUUGUGUGUGUUGCCAUAUACUGAUUGCCUUAUUUAUGGGUGCUACAGUUGCUUUGAAGCGUUGUAUUUGUGUGGAUGUGGCUCUUAUAUAUGUUCAUGAGUGGUUUGUGGUACAGUAUUGUGUAUCAUAACUACGAAUGUGGGCUGUGUAUGGGGGCUGCUUGUAGAAUUGUAUGGAUUAAAUGUCACUUUGUGUAUUUGUGGGACUGUUUGUGUUACUGCAUCUGAGAGGCUGGUUGUGAGGUUGUGUGUACGUAUGUGGCUUGUCUGUGGUGUUGGUGUUUGUGGGGACUCUAUGUGGCCUGUUUGUAUUACUUGUAUGAGGAGGAGGCUUCUUCUCCAGCUCUGUGUAUAUCUAUCAGUGUAGUCUGCUUCCCUGGGGUCCAGUGUGGACUGGGUAGGCCAGACACAGGUCACGGACAGGAGAUUUGAUAGUUGCUGUGGGUUGCUCUACUCCAGUGUGGAUUCCAUUUCACAAGUGCUGGGAGGAUGUUUUCUGAGAUAACCUCCUCUACAUGCUGCAAUGCGUAAGCUGAAGAUUGCCCCUCACCACCUGCAAUCACCGCUCCAUUUGCACUAGCAGAUAUGAGAUCGCACUGGGACUCUUCAUAGUCCAAAGUCUGUUUUGCUCUGGCAGCCUUGAGUGCCAUGCAUGGCACACAUACCAUAGGUUGCUGACCCCUGUACUCGAUCAUGUGCUGCUUUUGACUUAAUAAUUUCCAUGGUAUGUUUGAAGAAUUUCUUGUGGGUGCUGUUGCAUUUCAUGAUUCUGUAAACUUAACCAAAGCUAUCCUUUAUUUCUCACAGAUGGAAAGUCAGAAGUUUUUAGCUGAAAAUAGUGCAUCUGUGUAUAUAAAGAAAGUAGAGGCAAGAAUAAAUGAAGAAAUAGAACGUGUGAUGCACUGUUUAGACAAAUCAACAGAAGAGCCCAUUGUGAAAGUUGUGGAGCGGGAGCUCAUAUCCAAGCAUAUGAAGACUAUAGUUGAGAUGGAGAACUCUGGCUUAGUCCAUAUGCUGAAAAACGGAAAGACUGAAGGUAUAAUCCUCAACUUGGGAACUUUGUACAGCACUGUGUAUGGAAGACUGCUUAUGUUUAAUGUUUUAAUGGGUUUCUAUAGUGUUAGGAAUGCAAAUCUGUAUUCCUAACACUAUUGUGCCCUCUGGUCCCCCAGCAUGUAAAGGGUUAAACCCUUUACUUACCCAAUUCCAGUGCUGAUGUCCCUCAGCACUCCGCCUCAUUCGAUGCGCGCCGAGCCGCCCCUAGGACAUUAUAUCCUCCACAUAGAAAAGCAUUGUCGCAAUGCUUUCCUCUGGAUAUCCUCAUUCAGAGUGUGAGGACGUCCCGCAUCAUUUAGGGGACAUAGUCUAUUAGCAUCCAGGAAGUGUCACUAGUGGCUGGCUGACCACAGGAAAUGGAGCACACUUUGCUCCUCCGCUUGUCAUAGAUGGUCAGGUGUAGGAAACCUCCACAAGACAAAGUAAAUCCCUACUUUGUCUUCUGUUUUAAAGAAAGCUAGAGCAGACAGGAAGAAAUGAACAGAGAAUGAGAGAGGAAGCGAUUGGGGAAAGGUAAGUUCGGCAUGACAGUGCUGCUUUAAUCAUUUUGAAACAUGAUCCUUAAAGAUCCUGAUUGUUAUGACAUUGACAAUCACUGUUUCUUAAGGGAUUAAAAAUGCUUUUAGUUGUUAUAUUCAUUACAAAUGUAACUUCCAUAACUAUGUAAAGGAAACAUUUAUGAUGUGGUAGUAAGCUAUGAAUUAUAACUUUUUGAUUUUCGUUGAACUACUUAUAGGGGAGGGGGGACUGCUCUUAAGGGUUGAUCGCUCCAAAAAAAGCAAUUUAGGUACAUUCAGUAGUUCUACAGGAUGUCACUGAAACCCACCCAACACUUCCACACCUUGGGAAUUUGAGAUGGCAAAUGUUAGCAGUUAUUCCAUUUAAUAAAUAUUCUUCUACACCCUGUUGUUCACCUGUCCCAUUCCAUCUUACUCUUCUAUUAGUAAAUAAAAAAAGCUUUCCAGAUCUUUAUACAAGCAACAAAAUACAAAUUAGAUGUUUGUUGGAAGGAGAAACUUGCUUAAAAUAACUGAAUGAAUUACUUUUCUGUAUAUUAUAUCUUUUUAGUUGCCACGGGUAUAUGACAGUUUCUUUUGGAAUGGAUAAAAGGGUUGAUUAGAUUAUCUUACAUGUAUGUUUUGUAAGUCACAUUCUUUAAGACUUUAUUUGUACUUUUUUUUUUUCUUAAUUCCAUGUUUGUCUUCACAGAUCUGGCUUGCAUGUACAAGUUGUUUAGCAGAGUUCCAAAUGGUUUGAAGACUAUGUGUGAGUGUAUGAGCUUGUAUCUUAGAGAACAAGGCAAAGCUCUCGUUUCUGAAGAGGGAGAAGGGAAGAACCCAGUCGAUUAUAUUCAGGUAUUUAUAAGAAUAUAUCACUUCAGAUUACUCUUAUUUUUAAUAUACUGUAUUUUCCGGCGUAUAAGACGACCCCCAACUUUUCCAGUUAAAAUAUAGAGUUUGGGAUAUACUCGCCGUAUAAGACUACCCCUCUUCCAAUGCACACCAAAUAAAAAUUAGCUAUGAUGUACAGUGAGCAGACAGAGCUACACAGCAAGAUAUUGAAUAAUGAUAAUCUGAAAUAGCAUUUAAAGCCCAGGUAUGUGCCAGGCUGUUUUGGCAUAUAAUCCAUGCCUGCUGUUCUAGCACACAGGAGGCUAAUUGUGAUAUAUUCUUUUUACUCCCACCCCCCCUCCAUUCUUUUUACUCCAAAAAUCCUCCCUACAUUCUUCUCACCUCCCCUUCCCUGUGCAGAGUGGGUGGCCUGAAUCUCCUGUACCGCGCGGUACCUGGCCGGACUGACAGGACGAAGAGGAGCUCAGCCACACCCACUCUGCACAGGGAAGGGGAGGUGAGAAGAGAGGCAUUGCGGCAGCCAUGUAGUCCCUAUACCCGGCGUAUAAGACGACCCCUGACUUUGGAGAAGAUUUUCCAGGGUUCCUACAGUACAUCUAGAACAGGACAAAAUCUACCUGUGCUUGUAGAAUGUUUACUUUCAUAAAGGGUUUGUUCCACCUGCUUGCAUUCUCUUAGCCUUUCAUAUUAACAUUUCACAGCUUUCUAGAGGUAAUGAGCUAAUGGUUACAUUAACACAAAAACUGAAGUUACAUUCCUGUGCCUUUUAUUAUUCCAGAAGUAACCAGGUUUAUUUCACUACCUUGUUAUUAGCAGACCAGCUCUCCUUCUAUGUAUAUUUAAGGAUAUCAUUGAUUCAGGUUGAUGUGCGUAGGCUAAGUGAUUUUCCCAGGACUGUUCUAGAAGUGUGUAUGGUAAUUGCUGAAGAACUGCAAGGUUCAGAGAUAUAGGAAUUCUAUUUGUCUAGAUCUUGAGAUCUGUCAAAUUAUAUAUUCACUUCAAACAUGCUGUGUAGGCACACCAUAAUGGUAAAUUGGAAGUAGUGGAGCUUUACAAUUUAAUAAGGAUAUUUAUAGGUGCUUUUUAAAAGGUGGGGAAACGGUUUUAAGUGAACCUAGCAUUCAGACAUUCAGAUUUUUCUGUAUGUUGGCCAUAUUACUAGAAUAUCUGUUUGUCCCCUUUCUGAUUUUGUACAUUGAGCAUGCACUCCCACCCCCCUUCCUUAGUAGAUUUUAUGUGGAUAGCACAUGUAAAGAAAACUGUGUAUAACAUUCCUGUGCUACUUGGGAUGUGUUUAAUUAUUUAUUUGUUUAUUCAUUGCAAGAGCUUGUGUAACAAACAUCAAAUAUGUGAAAAUCUUUUAAUUGUAUUCUCCAAUCCUGUGUGGCAAAGUGUAUCUGUUUUAUGUAAACAAAUUGCAAAAUAUGCAGAGAUUGCAAAAGGUGACAGAGUAGUUAUAAAUCUUGUAAAGAUCAGUUGGUGACUGCUUAGCUUGCAGGAGCUUGAGUAGCAGGAGAAGGUUUUUUUUUUUUUUUUUUUUUAACCCGGACCUGUCCCUUGCAGACACUUUCAUCUUCUUCUGCAAAGUCCUUAAGCUCCUGUUGUUUUAUCUGCCAGGAGCCGAUGGCCAUGCUCUCAAGUAUAGCACUGAUGUCAAUGGAGGAUCCUGCAAAACAGAGCCCUUUUCCAUUCAGCUAACACUAGUGGCGGCUGAGUGUUUGUAAGCGGUAGCUCUGCCUUUCUUUGUCAAGCAUAGGAAAAUACAUAAGACAAAACCUUCAAGUAGACGUCCAGUGAUUUUCAUUGUGUGUGUAUAUGUUUAUACCUUUUUGUUGUGGGAGUUAUUUUUAUCUGUAUUAGAAUGCUUAUAUUUGACUCUUUCACUAUUUACUCAAUCCCAAGGGACUGCUCGAUCUGAAAAGCCGCUUUGACCGUUUUCUCCAAGAAUCCUUCAACAAUGACCGCCUGUUUAAGCAAACCAUUGCUGGCGAUUUUGAGUAUUUCCUAAAUCUAAAUUCCAGGUCUCCCGAGUACCUUUCCCUAUUUAUCGAUGACAAGCUUAAAAAGGGAGUCAAAGGAGUAAGUAUUCCAGCCAGGGUCUGGUUUAGGUACCAUCUGAAUCUUUUAUUUUUCUUUAAAGGAGCACUGUCGAUUAACUGGAAAAUGCUAAAGUUUUACCUUAAAAUAUUGUGUUCUCUGUGGGUUUGAUGAUGUAUAGUGCAGAGCCGCCAUAAUUUUAAAGGGGUUACGCUAGUUGCAAGUUGUGGUACAUUGAGUGUCCCUUACCAGUCCAUCAGACAGAAGCAGCAAGACACAAUUUGAGUAUGUUUAUUUUACUUUCCCUUUUUUAUGGGACUCCACCAUUUGCUUGCAUAACUUACAGCCUUUAAAAUUAACAUAUUUCUAGGUUUUAUACACAGCUUUCUAGAUAUAUUUAACAGAAUCUACAUUCCUACAUCUUUCAUUAGUUCAGAAGUAUCCAUUUGUGUUUAUUUCACGACUUGGCCAUCUUCAAAUGAGCUCUGUGCUUGUAGACUGAUGUCCCCAAUUGUGGCUGGCACACGAAGGCUGAGCAGAUUCGUUAACUUAUUUUGCCGGGACUGUAAAAUACAUGUAAAUAGUAAUUGCUGUGGAACCAUAAAUGUUAAAGGUUAGAAUAUUAUUUAUCUGGCAUAUAUGAACAGCUAAGAAAAUGUAUUAAUGUUAAACCUAGCAUUUUUAAAAUGUCUUUUCAAGGAGGAUUGCAGAUAAUUUUGCUUGACAGCUGCAAGAGGCAUAAGCUCUGCCCAUUGUUAAGUUUUGUCAAACUGCUACAGGAAAAGUGGUCUCUUCUUUACAAUAAGUGGGAUUAAGGGACAGAGAUCUAGAUAGAAGCAGAAGUUAGAAAGUUCAUUUUUGGUGACAGAGCUAAUUUAAUUAAGCAGUUCUGUCUUCUAGGUUGCCCAACCCCUUUCCAGGCUUAUAACUGAACCAGGUUAAACCAAUUGUUUAGACCUUAUACCAAAUGUCUAGCAAGUAAAGUGUGCAAAGGAACUAUAGCGCAUUAUUUUCAAAACUGUGUAUUGACAAUCAAAUCCUGCAAGUUGAGUCAAAAUAGAGAAUACUCAUAUAUUCUAACUAUGAUGCCCUCCUCCUUCUAUCAAACGUGUAAUUUGGUUUUGAUGUAUUCACAACUACCAUUCAGUAAAUUCUUUAAUCUACAGGGCAGCACGGUUUUCUGUUGUAAAUUUCACGUUUUCUUUUUUUCCUUAAGUUGACGGAACAAGAGGUAGAGUCUAUUCUGGAUAAGGCAAUGGUCCUUUUCAGAUUCAUGCAAGAAAAAGAUGUUUUUGAACGAUAUUACAAGCAACAUUUGGCCAGAAGGCUGCUUACAAAUAAAAGUGUCUCUGAUGACUCUGAAAAAAAUAUGAUCUCAAAGUUGAAGGUAAGAUCCGAAUAAACCAUUUUCAUAAAAUGCUUACUUUUUUUAUUCCAGUGUCAGAUAUAUAUUUUCUUCAUGAUUUGCAAGGCCUUAACGACACCACCUCUGUAUAGAAUUGUGUCAUGAAUUAAACAUGCUGAACAUUUUACAUGUGUUCCUUAAUUACAGGUAGAGGAAGCGGUUCUCUAGUGAUCUAGAAUCAGGCCACUGUUUUCAGCCUACCAAUGGUUUAGCCAUGUGAUUUUGGAUGAGCUAGAACAAUGAUCACAUGACUUCAAACAUUGUUUAUGAGGGUCUCCAUGUUGCUUUCUCGUUCAAUUGCAAGAAAAUAUAUAUAUUUUUUUAUUUUUUUUAAUAUCAAUUAUAGUUGUAUUGUGUUCUUGGCUUCUUAUAUGAUGCUAGUUAACAAUAGUUUUUUUGAAUUUAUUAGUACAUUAAAUUCACUUUGAAUUUUAUUUUUGCAUAAUUAAAGUGACAGUCUCACUGCACCUUUUUGCAGCAUUCAUCUAAUUUACUGUAUUUUCAGUUAAAGUACUGGCACCAGAACAUGGAUGCAGAUUGUGAAGUGACGUGUGCCUCAAAUGGCUUUAUCUGCAUUUUUCUUUUUACUAUCAAAAACUGAAUAAGUGUUGCUUAUCUGGGCUUUCAAAGCUGGACUCUGCAUUGCAGACAUCUAGGAACUACUGAUAGUAAGGUUUGUUUUCUGUAGCUUAAAGGAGCACUAUAGGGUAAGGAACACAAACGUGUAUUCCUGACCCUAUAAGGUUAAAACCACCAUCUAGCACCCCUGUCCCUGUCAUGCCUCCCUAAAUAUAGUACAAUCUUACUGUAUUCAAGUCUUCAGCUGCUUACUUUGUCCCGGUUUCCUUUAGACCUGCCUGCUGACAUUAGCAGAAGUGGUAGCCUGAUCCAAUCACAAUGCUUCCCCAUAGGAUUGGUUGAGACUGGCAUAGAGGAAGAUCAGGGGCAAAGCCAGCACAAUUCAAACACAGCCCUGGCCAAUCAGCAUCUCCACAUAGAGAUGCAUUGAAUCAGUGCAUCUCUGAGGAAAGUUCAUUGUCUGCAUGCAGAGAGUGGAGACACUGAAUGUUUUGAUGCAUUUUAGGCAGCCAUGAUCCAGGAAGGAUCUCUAAUAGCCAUCGAAGGAGUGGCUAGUGAAGUUAUUACUAGGCUGUAAAGUAAACACUGCAUUUUCUCUAAAAAGACUGUGUUUACAGCAAAAAGCCUGAAGGUAAUGAUUCUACUCACCAGAACAAAUUCAAUAAGCUGUAGUUGUUCUGGUGACUAUAUUGUCCUUUUAAAGUAAUCUGGUAGAUACUAAAAGGGUCUCAAAAAAAUGUCUGUCUGCUGUGUUGUUGGUGUUCUAUGAUUGUCACUACAGUUAGGAUCCUCUUUGACUGCUAACUGUACAUGUAAAAGAUGCAUAAUUGGCAAACAUAUCAUACCUUUUAUUCAUUCUUGUAUCUCUGGCAUUAUAUGAUUUGGUAAUACAGCAGCAUUUAAGUUCAUAAAACCGUGUCAGUUUAAAAAAAUUUUUUUUUUUUUUUUUCAUUUGUAUCUUGUUUUUUUUUUAAAUGGCAGGUUGAAACGUGUAUUCUCUUCUGGAUGUGUUCUCAUUAAUGGACUUAAGAAAGCUGUGCUGUUUUUUGAAGGGAAUUUUUUUUAUUUUUUUUUUUAAAUUAUUUUUGUGGCAAGUGUAUGUAUGGUCCAUCAAUAAACUUUUUUAGGGCUGUUUUAUAUACACUGUGAUUGUGAAACAUACCAAGUCAAAACUAUAUUUUGACUCUCCAGUAUGUGCUGUAAUUCCAAAAUCCAUACUUCUAGAUUCUUAUUUAAAGGGACACUAUAGUCACCAGAACCACUACAGCUUAAUGUAGUAGUUCUGGUAUCUAUAUAGCAUGUCCCUGCCGGUGUUUCAUUGCUGCCUGUUAACUCCUCUAUUGUCAGUCACUCAGGCUGCCACUAGAGUUCCUUCCUAUCUUUUUGCUGCACUGUGUGCAAAAUUUACGUUCAGUGUUAGGAAAGCACUGGAUUGGCUAAAAUUAUAAAGAUUGAUCUCCGCCAUGAAGGUUAGGCCUGCCGAGGUGAGACCUGUGUGGUGGUGGAGGAAAGCAUAAGUUUAAAAUACUUUUUACCCAUGUAGAGGGGGCCAGUCACUUAAAAAUCUAUUCCAGGAUUACUGUGUUAGAAAUACAUGUUUGUAGUUCUAACAUUAUGUAGGGUUCCUUUAAUUUAUUCUUCAGUGUAGAUGAUUGUGGAGAUAAAUUGGAUUAUGUUUCUGCAGAAUAACAAUGUUUUCACUUGCAAGGUCUAAACUAGAGGUACAUAGCACUGAGACCACUUCACUGAGCUGAAGUGUUCUGGGUGCCCAUAGUUCCUGUAAUAAAAUGAGGCCAGGAUUUUGAUGUAAAUGUGUCCGUUAAGGAAUGUGAAAAAAAAAAAAAAAGUCUAGUAACCCAACCCACUUAUCCCUCAUGACACGCUACUUGUCCUGACCCACAAAAUAAUUUUAAUUAGAAAUAUUUGGGCCACUGCAUCUCUCCCACUGUCCUUUUUUUCAAUUUAUAUUAUAUUAGCUUUGUACAGAAAUUAUACAACUUUUCCAUUUUCUGGGAUUUGCAUAAGAAAAACAGGGCAUUACAUUGGAUACGGGUAUGGGUACAUGAGCCAAGUGGUAUAUCGUGGUGUGAAACAUAUGGGGAAACCAGCAUGGUGUUUGCCAUUAUGCACAGUGAAGAUCAUCCAUAGAGCUCCAGUGAGGCCCCAGUGGUGGUACGGGCAGACCACUGGGAAAGUCUGUACGGGUUAAAGAAUUAAGAUUUGGGCUCUGGUAGGAAAUCUGAUUGCUGGGGUGGAGGAUACCCUGCGAAUUGAGGUUGCACUUGGUCCCCUGCUGUGUUUGUCUGCUACCUCCUCGUCUGACAUCUGUCUGUCGCUCUGCGGUUUGCGCUGUUGGUGACGGUUGUGCUCCCUCCAACAGCCUGAGUGUGCGGAGGAAUGUGUGUCAUCAGUAGAGGUGAGUGUAUGUGAUGUGUCUCCACUCGAGACCAGCAAAGAUCCCUCUGCUCCCCAUCAGUAUUUUAUGGAGUUGUCUCGUAAUCUCUUGACGAUAGGGGCCAGCCUCCUCUUCUCCGCAAGGAUGGAGAAGGGAAGAUCUCGGUAUAGCGUGAUCCGUUGGUCCUCCAGGGUUACAGUGCCCAACUCUCUGGAACAAUUUAAGAUGGCAGUUUUUGACGUUAUUUCUCUUGUAACUGCUAUUGCGUCUCUUGGUGCUGCCGCAGUGGCAGAUUUCCGCACGCGGAACACAGAGGUUAUGCAUGGCGGUUCAGAGCUCUCUAAGGCCCACCCUUAGCACAAAUGUCACCUUCACCCACAGUCUCUGGCACCCCUCUGAAUCUAAUGUUUUGGCCGGGUUUACAGAGACACCCCUGUCUUUGUCAAUAGUUGUACCUAAUCUGUGAGGCCUCCCUCUCCUCCUGUACCUUCUUAUGCAAAGUGCCAAUUUCGGCCUGGGUCUUAAAGCCAGACGUGUCCCAGAUCAACGAGCAGCCUCUUUUUAUAUAUCCCCUUCGUGGAAGGUAAGGAGUCAUCAUCUGACUCAGAAGAAUUGCAUGCUUCACCUGGACAGGGAGAGGUAAGAGAUUUCUCCUCCUCAUUGGAGUCUUCUGAGAUCUCUGGGGUGCUCUGAGCCUUGGGUGCCAUUUUGGAUUGUGGUGUCGGUGCAGGCCCCCCAAAGGAGAGCCUGAUGUCGGGAAGUUUGACCAUCUCUGGGUGUUGGUGUCGCUUGUGCUUGCCCCCCAUAUUGUCCUCUGUGGGGUGCUUCUUGAAAGUGGUCUCUGGGUUAUUUUUGACCAAAUUGCCUCUGGUGUGUGAGGUCGGAACGGAGCCCCACAGAAUGCGUCUUGUCUGCUUCACGGUCGGCCAUGCCCCCAUAUCUGUAGCAUUUUAAGUGAUCAAAUGCCAUUUUUAAAUCUGCAGUUUCCAAAUUGACAUUUAAGUUUAUUUGUUUAUUGAAAAUAUUUCAUGUAAUUAUGGAAAAUCAUAGAAAAUUAUUAGUGUGAGGAAUCCAUUUAUGUAUGUCUUAUUAAAGUAUGUGGAAAGUGGUGCAGGUUUCAUGUUGGUGAUUUUUUUUUUUUAAUUUUUUUGCAGACAGAGUGUGGGUGUCAGUUCACAUCAAAGCUGGAAGGAAUGUUCAGAGAUAUGAGCAUCUCAAACACCACUAUGGAUGAAUUCAGGCAACAUUUGCAAACUACUGGGGUGAGAUUUACUUCAAUGUUUGGACUUUUACUUCAUGCAUUUGUGACUGAAGUUCAAAGUGCUUGCUCCUUAAAUUGUCAUGUUCCUCUUGCAAACUCUUUGCAACUUGUCACUGAUACCUGUUUCUCUGACUUUUGCAUUCCAGGUGUCUUUAGGCGGAGUUGAUCUCACAGUCAGAGUGCUUACCACUGGCUAUUGGCCUACACAAUCAGCCACACCAAAGUGCAAUAUCCCACCAGCUCCCAGACAUGCUUUUGAAAUAUUUAGAAGGUAAAAUCUUAAAACAAACCACAAUUUAAAGUGUAAUAAAACUGCCCUUUUCUUUAAGAUUUUGUUGUGUUUUUUUUUAAUUUUAUUUGUUUUUUUUUUAUGAAUAGACGUGUGUUUACCUUGGUUUUAAUUUUUAGUUGAGUUGCAUGAUCCAAACUUUCUUCUUUAAAAAAAACCCCACUGUUUUUGUUUUUGUUUUGUCAUGGCUCCAGUUGCCAAUAUUAUGGCAUCCAACAGAUGGACACGAAAGAUAAAUUAAUAAAGUGGGUAAUGGGACUUGUAUAACUACAUCUCCUGUGGACAUUUUAACUUCAGAGCAUACAAAUACACCUAACUGCAAAUUAUCCAGUAGUGAAUUAUUAAAAAAUUUAAUGUUUUUUUUUUUUCUUCAGGUUUUAUCUUGCUAAACACAGUGGUCGACAGCUCACAUUGCAGCAUCAUAUGGGCUCUGCAGAUCUUAAUGCCACAUUUUAUGGACCUGUAAAAAAAGUAAAUAUGUGCUACAUGUUUUUUUGAUUAGUCUUUAAUCAUUAUUAGUUCAGUUGAGGGGAAUACAGAAUAUUUCUCGUGAGACUGACUGUUCAAAUAUAAUUGUUGUUCAAAUAUAACAAUGUAAAAUAAAUGCAAGGUUCAUAAAGCAAUAAAAGGUUGUGUGCUAUGUUAAAGGACCGCUAUAGUCACCCAGACCACUCCAGCUCAAUGAAGUGGUCUGGGUGCCAGAUCCCCCAGGUUUUAACCCUGUAGCUGUAAACAUAGCAGUUUCAGAGAAACUGCUCUGUUUACAUUGCAGGGUUAAUCCAGAUUCUAGUGGCUGUCUAUCUGACAGCCGCUAGAGGUGCUUCCGCAACACUCAAUGCGAAAAUCGCAUUGAGCAUGCAGAACAUCCAUAGGAAAGCAUUGAGUAAUGCUUUCCUAUGGUCGGUUUGUAUGCGCGAGCGGCUCUGGCUGCUCAUUUUGCUCCAGUUGGAGGGGGAGGAGAGGUCACCAGCGCUGAGGGAUCCUGGCGCUGCACCCUUCAGCCCAUUGGGUGUGGGGACCUAAGGACUAUAUAGUGCCAGGAAAGCAAGUUUAUUUUCCUGGCACUAUAGUGGUUCUUUAACACAAAUAUCACUCUAAAUGCUGCAAACUUUUUUUUUUUUUCUUUUUUUUUUUUUUUAACAAUCUUUAUUUAAAGUGGUUUUUGACCCCAAAAAAUUAAAUGGUAACUGGACAGGAGGCCUACUACAGCCAUAAUAGUACAAUAGUAUUCCUACUCACAAAUCACACCAAUAGUGGGCGUAGAUGUAGUAAGCAAACCUUUUUAUGUACCAGUCAAUAUGCAUAAACAAUAUAUAAAUCAAAAAUAUAUAAAGAAAUGCUGUUGAUAUAAUUAUUAAUUAGUAGUAUGGUGACCAGGUGUUGCAGUACCCUAUGCAUCUUUCGCCACACCUCCUCAAUGGGAAGUCAAUUAUCAGGAUCAUAUUUUCUAUAUAGAUAUAUAACGUUAUACUGGAGCCUCCCAAUCUGUCCUUUUUUCUUAGAGUGGAAAUCCAUGCUUGAAGAGCAAAAACCCAAGCAGUAACAUAAUUAGAACCUCUUUGGCAUUCAAAUUUAAAUGUGUGAAUGUAGGAAAUCUUUCCAAUGCAUCUACCAAAAAUAAGUUUGAUCAAACCUAAUUUAUGUUGUUUUUUUGUUUUGGUUGGUUGUUUUUUGGUUCAAAUUUUUCCACAAAUUGAGGGUGAAAAUACUUUUUCGCCUUUGAUUAGGCAACUGUUAUCCCAUAUAUUACUAUUGCAUCCUUGAAUCUUCUGGUUGUAUCAAUUAUAGUGGUUUAUGAAAAAAAAAGUUUCAUUUGGGAGCUAUGGCCCAUGUUGAACCACAGCUUUGAAAAAUUGUGCAACAAGUUCAGGUUAUAUUUUACUCUUACAUCUUGUUGUACCAGGAGGAUGGCUCGGAAGUUGGUGUUGGAGGAGCUCAGGUCACUGGCUCGAACACACGGAAACACAUUUUGCAAGUGUCAACCUUCCAGAUGACGAUAUUAAUGCUCUUCAACAACAGAGAAAAAUAUACUUUUGAGGUAUGGUGGGUCAGGUCAUUUUUUGAUGUCCCUCCAUAAUUGUAUUUUUGAAAGCAUACUUUUUUUAAAGAUGAGCACUGACUAAAUCUGUGUGUAUUUAUUAAUCGGGGAUUGUGUUUGUAUGUGUGUGUGUUACUGUAGAAUUGUAUCAUUAACCUUUUUUUUGUCUCUUCUUUUAACUGCUGUGAAUUUAAGGUUUCAUAAACUUACUAGCUAUGAUGGGAAAUCUCUAGGCUGUAACGCUUUCUAUUCUAGCAUUGUGUGAAAUUAAAUAAAUAAAUGUGCUGCGAAGUAAAAAUCGUUAUAAUUUGGAUUUUUCUACAGGAAAUACAACAAGAGACAGACAUACCAGAACGAGAACUUGUGAGAGCUUUGCAGUCUCUGGCCUGUGGUAAACCCACUCAGCGGGUUCUCACAAAGGAGCCCAAGUCAAAAGAAAUAGAGAGCGGUCACAUGUUCACAGUCAAUGAUCAGUUCACUUCCAAAUUACACAGAGUUAAGAUUCAGACAGGUAUGUAAUGACAGAAUAUCCUAAUACUUUCUUGACCAUUUCAGUCUGUUUUAAGCUUUCCUUAUGUGGGAUAGAAUUAUAUGAAGCGACCCAACUUGUAUCUUGCAUAAUAUAUCUAAAAAUAUAACCUACAAUAUACAAAUAUAAUAAUCUCCAGCCUCUGUGCUGGUCCAGCUCACACACAGUGUUUCAAAAAAGAGAGCACUCACUGGUCUUGUGUAAGUAUAUACAAUUUAGCCUUUUUAGUAAAUGUAAUAAAGUAAAAUAUUAAUGUUUCAUUCCAUAAGGACUUUUCUCAAGACACUGUUCACCAUGAUAUUUGCUGAAGUACAACAUCUCACCAUAAAAAUGAGGGUGACGCCACCCCAGAACAAAGUGAAAAAAAGUUCAAGGAAUAUUGGUAUAGAGAAUUUUUACACCUGUGGAAGCCAGAACAAAAUCUAAAAUGGAGGAUUUCAAUUUUUCAGAUUUUCUAUCCCUGCCAGUGUGUAUUUUACACAUAUAGGGGUUGUCAUAACACCAUCAAACCAUUUUGCAAUUGGAUCAAAUAAUCAGUUUUUCACCGAGACUAUUGGAUGCUCUCAAGGUCUGUCUCUCUCCCCCCUCUUUUCCCCUACUCUCUUUCCCCUCCUCUCUCUUUCCCCUCCUCUCUCUUUCCCCUCCUCUCUCUUUCCCCUCCUCUCUCUUUCCCCUAUAAGAUUUGGAUAUACUUGCCCGGGGCUUGUCAAGCAAAAUAUAAAAAGGAAUCCAGAUAGCACUCUCAGGACUGUUAAAUCAAAUAAAACUUAGCUUUUAAUGAGCUUGUAAAAAAGAAUCAACGUUUUAGUCUGUUAAACACAGACUUUCAUCAGGACUCGGAUAAAGAUUUGUAUUCUUAAGUGCAUUAAUAUCAUAAUGUUUAUCAUUAAUAUAUUAAGAAUAGUCCUUUUACAGAACUGACUCAGAAAUAUGAAUGUUUCAUCAUUUAAUUAAAUCAGUGCUAUAUGCAGCUGAUAAUAUUAGUCAUUAUAUGCAUUAAGGUCCUUUUAAAGUGAUGAAAUUUAAUUAUUCCAUAAGGGGAUAAUUGUAUUGCCAUUUUGCUUAUUUGGGUUACAUGGUCAUUUUGCAGUGGCUGCCAAACAAGGAGAAUCUGACCCUGAGCGAAAAGAGACCCGACAGAAAGUGGAUGAUGACCGAAAGCAUGAAAUAGAAGCUGCUAUUGUUCGGAUUAUGAAGUCUAGAAAGAAAAUGCAGCACAACGUACUAGUAGCAGAGGUAAUGGACUUGCAUUAACCUCAACUUGAAUGACUUUGACAAAUGUUUUAAAUUCAAAUGCUUGUUUUAGUCUCUGGAUCGACUGAGAGAAGAAAAUGUUUCCAUCUAUAAUGUGCAUUAUAUGUUAGACAUAUACACUCAUUUCACUUUCAAUGUCUGCUAGCUUACACAGAAGUCCUCUUAUGCAAAGUAUUUUUAAUCAAAAAAGUUAAUGUAGAAUAUAUUAAAAUCCACCUUUUCUUGAAGCAAACCAGUAUGCACCAAAUACAAUCUUUAGUUUUUGGGUUGUGUUUUUUUUUGUUUUUUUUUUUAGUAUAGUGGCACCCUAGAUGUUUGAGAGACAAGCUUCCUCCCCAUGAUUAGAAGGAAAUAAUUAGCCUUUUCUAUUAAAUUCUUUUUCAUUCUGUUCUCAAAUUAGUUUAAAAAAAUAUAUACUUGUCCAAUAUACCUUCGACAGUUGAAUUUUACUUUAUUUACCCCAGUUUUAUUACAAUCUUACAUUUUUAUAAUUGUAGUUGUUUUGUUGUGGCAAUGGCGUUUAUAACAGUGGUUUAAAAUGAUUUUUCUUUUUGUUAUUUUAGGUAACACAGCAGCUGAAAGCCCGAUUCCUUCCAAGUCCAGUUGUUAUUAAAAAGCGUAUUGAAGGACUUAUUGAGCGAGAAUAUUUAGCGAGAACACCUGAAGAUCGCAAAGUAUACACCUAUGUAGCAUAGAAAUUGCGUCCUGCUAAUUGAUUUAUUCUUGGACUUCAUACCCCUUCGCAUGAACUGGGAAGUUCUUUUAAAUCAUUAUGCGUUUGCGAACGCCAUCUCCUACUAAAUUACAGUACGUAUUCUAGAACGUGCACAACAAGCCUACAAGAAAUUUCAACAUUGGUAUCGCUUGGGGCCUUUCAACCAUUACUUUUGUAGAUAUCAUUUACACAGUUCUUAUGGGGAUUGUUAACAUGCAGGUUUUUUUUUCUCCUCUCUCAAUACUGUACUGAAAGAACAAACACCAAAAAAAUAAAAAAUUUAGAAAAAUGUCAAGUCAAUAAAAUUGUUGGGAUUUUACUCCCUACUCCCAAAUUUUAGUGAUGGUGUACGUCUAUUUAUGUAGAUAUGAUAGAGAUUUAUUUUAUUUGAGAAAAAAUGAAUUUGUGGGUGGGGUUGGAAAGUACCCUGCUUUUUCCCCCCUUUAAUAUUGCUUAUCUUGCGGUAAUUAAAGAUUUAAAACUACAGUAUCAUCCAUACUAUGACAGAUUGGUCUACCAUUGUUUGGGAUUCUUGUAGAAAAUGGUUCAGUAAGUGACUUGUUAAGAAAGAAUACAGUUCAAUGAUGCAUUGUAUCUUGCUGUGGCUGUCAUGCUUAUAAUGGACCUGCCAGUGUUAAAGGGUAUAGUUUGAUACUAAAUAUAAUUAAUUAAAGACUUCAGUUUGUUAAACAAAAAAAUCCAACCAAUUCAGAAGGAAGAGAACGUCUCCACACUCCUCCUGGGACCUGCUAAAGUGGGUGUGUUCCAUAAUCUGUUAAAACUUUGCUGUGUUAGUUUUACUCCCAGAUACUACUACACAGAUAACACAGAUAUCUGAUCUCUGUUAUUAAGAUUGAUAUUUUUUUUCUUUUUUUUUUCUGUGAAAUACAGUGUUUCCAUUAUGAUGCCAGCCUGUCUUUUCGGUUUAGUUACCAAAUUGAGGUGAAUUUAGGGAAUAUACUUAUAGCGGAUCCGUCAUACUUUGGGGGUCUUUACAUAUUUGGCAUCCCUGAGGGUAACUUCUCAGAUUAGGGUAUGGUGGCCAUGGGGUGCAGUGGAAAAGUAGGUUUACUUACUUGAAGCAGUCACUCAUGGCCACCAUUUUCCUCCUGCAAACCUUUCUUGGCUCCUGGCAACUCAUCUGCCAAGAGCUGCAUUUUUGAGCAUGCGUGAGAGCACAACACUGAGGUCUGUGUAGGAUGCCUUGAGUCUGCGGAAGCCUCAAUAUGUUAUGUCUCACAAUGAAUGAGACUAUGCCUGGAUCCCACUCUGUCGUAUGGGCAAGCCUUAGGUUGACAAAAGGCAACGUAGUCUUUACUUUGUCUUAUGGUAUCUUUGUAUUGUGUUGGACUAUCAUUGAAAUUCCAACAUAGUCAGCAUAAGUAUUUUGCAAAGAUUAUACUGUUAUGAAAUACACAGCCAAGCCGCUUUUAUAAAGUCAUAUUUUCCUACUCUCUUUUUUUUUUUUUUUUUUUUUUUUUUUACUUUUGCAAUUUGGCCAUUUUCUCACUAUGAAAAACAAAAAUUUAAAUGGUGUUUCCCUUUUCCUUUUUUUUUUCUGCCUCCCUUUCCAUCAUGUGAUCCAGGUUUUUUGUUUGUUCCAUCAUUUGGUACUAUGGUAUAACCAUACUUUUUUAUCUACGCUGCAGUCAUGCAUGUUGAUCUCUUACGUGAAAUAAAAAGUAAUAUAUGUAUAUAAAAAUAUAUUUUUCUUUCCCUUUUUAUAUUUAAGUGAAAAUCCUAAUUUUAACUAGAGUACUGUUAAUUGACGCCAUGUCACAAACUCAUUAAUUGCAAUUUUCUUUCAGAUUAAAGUUUAAUGUACAAUACUAUACCAGUUUACUGUUAAAUAGGCAUAUUACCUCAACAAGGGUCUUAGGAAGAUGUGUCAGCAGACCAUUAAUGCCAAUGAAGUUCAAUUUCUCUGGAGAUUGUCCUCUAAAAGUUUGGGAGAGGCAAAAAGUCAUUUUAUUUCUGUUAGCAUUUUGUAAAUAUCUUCCUUGUUAAUAUAUGUGUGGACUUCCCUGUAUGCUUAUGCAUUUAUGCUGAACAAUUGCAAUAAAUAAGAUCUUUUAUCUUCCAUGUUUACAUAAUGUUGGAACAUAUUCAAGUACAGAUUUAUUUCACUAGAUAUGUACUUUAGUGGAAUUUGUUCUUGCAUAACCAAGGUAUACUGGUAUUUUGUUUUCACAGUGGUGCCCUGCCUUGGUUCUCCAGCUGUUGUUGGACUAUAGUUCCCAUAAUUUUCUACAAAGUAGCAGGUAGCGAAAUGCAGUCAAACAAUAGGUGGAAGCAAGGGUUGGGUUUCCAUGUUUGACAGAGUAAAUAUCGGUCACUGAAUUUUUUUUACUUUUUUUUUUUUUUUUUUAAACUCUCAAUAAUGAAAAUUAAAUGCUGAAAAGGAUUUGUAUUCAUCACCUCCCUUCAAACAAGACUACAAUGCAAGCCAUCUUUAGUAGACAAUUGGUCUACUCCAUAUUGUUAGUUAUUCAUGAAGCACAAUUAUACAUAUACAGUACAUCACAAAGUUUUUGCUUCCUGUUGGGUUGUGGUGAAGCUACUAUUGUCUUGCAAAUUAAUUCUAUUCUCCAAAGAAAACCUCUCAAAACGGCACCACUGCGUGGGAAUAGUCACUGAAAUUAACUGAAAGCCGCACCCAUCAUAGCAUUUAAAUGAAUUUUUCUCUCGAAAGCUUGUUCUUCCUCUUUUGUGGUCCUAAACACUGAAACGCAAACAUAUGCAUGCUAAAAUUUGUAUAAUACAGAGGACAUUUCAUCUGCUUUCCCUUCUAGUAGUCUGAUUUGCUCUUCAGCGAUAACCAUGGGUUCUUCGAACAGUUUUGUCUUGGUGAUCCUCAUACGUACCCAUGGUCUUUCUUUCAGCAUUGACAAAUAUGUGAAGUACAAAAUCAUGUAAACAAUUUGUGCUUUAUGCAACUGUUGUGCACUGUAAGUGAAUAGAAUUAAUGCCAAAUAUAGAAUUCAGGUAUAAGUUAUUGGACCCAGUGGUCAUCAAUUGGCAGAAUGUGGCUUUUUUUAGCUGAACAUACAUCUAUUGUUCAGAACGCGGAUUGUAAUUACUUCUGUUCUAGUCUCUCUGUCAUUAAUAAUGUUACUUUUCUCAUUUAAAUCCAGCUACCUUUAUUUUGUCAUGGAUCAGGUUUUUAUAUAGCCUUAAAAAAAAUUGGAAAAAUAAACGUGAUAAUAAAGUUACACUAUGUGAACUGUGAACAAA
Molecule: messenger RNA, 68878 nt
Organism: Pelobates cultripes (western spadefoot toad)
Lineage: Eukaryota; Metazoa; Chordata; Amphibia; Anura; Pelobatidae
Source: the annotation of a GenBank genome assembly